CUAAGCCCCGCCUUAGCAACGCCCCUUGCGCUUGCUAUAUCCAAUAUGGCGGCUGCCCGGUUGUCCCGGUGACCGGUCUCCGAGGGAGGGGGGUAGGAUGUUGAAGAGUACCGGCUAUUUCCGGGCUAUUGAGUGCCCGUUCGGGGAAUGCUGCCGCCGGCCGUAUUGCCAUUUCAGACACCGAGGCAGGGGGCUGUGGGGGAGCAGCCCUGGAGAGGCCCGGACUGGGGCGGGUGAGAAACUUUGUUUACAUUUCCGACAUAUUAAACAUGGCGGCGGCCAGUGUGACUGCUGGACCUGGAGACACUGAGUCCUCCAUUAAUGGGGAGAGUGUGGGGUAUGGUGACCUCAGGGCUCUCAGGGACCAGCACCAUGCCAUGUUUGUUUGUUUACAUUUACCUUGUGUGACAUAAUGAGCCCAUUAUUGGUGUGUGUGUGUCUUUAUACAAUUACUGGGUAUGACACAAUGAGCCCAUUAUUGGUGUGUGUAUGUGUGUCUUUAUACAAUUACUGGGUAUGACACAAUGAGCCCAUUAUUGGUGUGUGUGUCUGUCUUUAUACAAUUACUGGGUAUGACACAAUGAGCCCAUUAUUGGUGUGUGUGUCUGUCUUUAUACAAUUACUGGGUAUGACACAAUGAGCCCAUUAUUGGUGUGUGUGUGUCUGUCUUUAUACAAUUACUGGGUAUGACACAAUGAGCCCAUUAUUGGUGUGUGUGUGUGUCUUUAUACAAUUACUGGGUAUGACACAAUGAGCCCAUUAUUGGUGUGUGUGUGUGUGUCUUUAUACAAUUACUGGGUAUGACACAAUGAGCCCAUUAUUGGUGUGUAUGUGUGUCUUUAUGCAAUUACUGGGUAUGACACAAUGAGUCCAUUAUUGGUGUGUGUGUCUUUUUAUACAAUUACUGGGUAUGACACAAUGAGCCCAUUAUUGGUGUGUGUGUGUGUGUCUCUUUAUACAAUUACUGGGUAUGACACAAUGAGCCCAUUAUUGGUGUGUGUGUCUCUUUAUACAAUUACUGGGUAUGACACAAUGAGCCCAUUAUUGGUUGUGUGUGUGUCUUUAUACAAUUACUGGGUAUGACACAAUGAGCCCAUUAUUGGUGUGUGUGUGUGUCUUUAUACAAUUACUGGGUAUGACACAAUGAGUCCAUUAUUGGUGUGUAUGUGUGUCUUUAUACAAUUACUGGGUAUGACACAAUGAGCCCAUUAUUGGUGUGUGUCUUUAUACAAUUACUGGGUAUGACACAAUGAGCCCAUUAUUGGUAUGUGUGUGUGUGUGUCUUUGUACAAUUACUGGGUAUGGCACAAUGAGCCCAUUAUUGGUGUGUGUGUGUGUGUGUGUGUGUGUGUGUGUGUGUGUGUGUGUGUGUGUGUGUGGUGUCGUGUCUUUAUACAAUUACUGGGUAUCAUUGAUAAAUAGGAAUAUGGGGUUCUGCCUUUUAUUUUUUUUAGGUGCCUGUGUGUCUGGGAUUUUGAUUUAUUUUUUUAAAUUAAAUUGUAAUUAAUGUGCCAGCUAACCUGUCAUCACAGCUCCUUGCUGUUGUUUUUGCCUCAGUGUUUUUUUUGUAAGACAUUUUAAAUGGUGCCCAGUUUUGAAUAUCACAUUGGAAAAGGUUCUGCAGGUUUUUUUUUUUUUUUGAGCUUCAUUGUUAAUUAUGUGGCUAUUGCAUAAAAACAGGUUUAUGGUAAUGUGGAGAAGGAAAAAAAAGUUAGAUUUCUGAGGAAAGAAUUAGAAGACGUAUAGAGGUGUUUUUUUACAUUUACAUACUGGAACAUGAGGGGGAAGGUCGUUAUUGAAAAUGACCAUAUACAUCUUCAGUAAGCAGUUGUUGAGCACCCCAUACAGACCUGUGUGUUUUCUCCUCCCCCUAGCGCUCUAAUAGGUACAUGGUUCUAUGAAGUGUUUAUAUCAGGACUUUAACGUAGAAAAGCAGGGUACGUCCUUGCUGCUCAAAAUAAUAGACCAUAAGACAAGUUGGUGCAAUUGGCUGUAUGUUCUAUACAGCAAAAGUAUUAUACUGUGGAUAUUAUUGAUAUUUUAACUUCCAUGUUUCUCAGUUUGGUUAAGGGUCCUAGCCAUUCUAGCAGAACAGCUGGAAGUUCGGUAGUGUGACGGUAAUCUAGCUAAGGGACAGAUUCGGCACUGCAGCCCUGUACUCCUCAAUUGAGAUCUUCAAGCUUGAUAAUCUGUGUUAAAUCAGAUGCUUCUGCUAGGGAAGCAUUAUGGACACGUGAUGCAUGCACAGCAAUUGCCACGACCCUUUAAUCCAUUUCUUCUCUAUGACAAACAUGGAAUCCAGUGCAUUCUCUGGUCCGUCUCUGGCAUCAGUAUAUUUCAUGUUCUGACAUCAAUUAGGUUCAGUAUUUGAAUCUGUUUCAGCAACAACGAUGUUUGUUAGAGGGGGAAAACAUUAGUAGACAAGUGGAAAGGUAGAUUCUUAGAUGUUGUAGAAGAUAAAGUCCCAUAAUACAUUGUCAACCUUUAUCUUGAUUAAAGAUGAAAUGGUCACUCCAAGCUUCAUAACCACUGCAACCCACUGUUUAUGAUGUUAGGAGGUAGACUGGUGUCAUUCCUUGGUAGUUGGGAAUGACAUUUUGCAAUGAUUUACAUCUUUUCUUAUUUGGGGCUCAACUUCUGUAGGUCUGUCAAUCUUGCCACUCAUUUAUUGGCUGAGAGUGCUCAGCAGUCACUCUUGGCCAGUAAAGGAGUGUCAAGAUGAGCAAUUGUGCUGAAUUUUUAUUUAUAUUUUUUUGUACAUUUUUAUUGGUUCUACACAUUGUACAGGAAUAAUAGCAAACCGUAUAAAAAAAGCGUUUCAUCAAGUCCUCUUUAAGUUUACAAAAGGUCAGUGGGUUUAAAAUAUAUAAAUACUUGAAUACAAUGUAAAAUAUAGGGAUUGUCUUGGAAGCUUACAUGCUAGAGGGAGUGGGGUAAUGUGACAAAAAGGUAAGGAUAGUAUUAGACUAGUGACCGUUGCAAGAGAGGAAUCAGUCGGGAGCUAGUUUAAUUGAUACGCUUUUAUGAAGUGUGUUUUUAAUGAUUUUUUUUGAAGGAGUGGUGACUGGGUGAGCUAACGGAGGAGGGAAGCGCGUUUAGACCUAGGACAAAAUGGUGCCCUAAAGUCUAAACAUCCUAUUCACUUGAUAUGGGUACGAGGUCAUUUAUUAAAAUUGGAAUUUUCUAUUUCUAACAAAUUGUCAGUAUGCAGAAUCUCAUUCGAAAAAUGUAUUUAAUAUUUGCAUAUGCCCAUUACAGAAUAAAACGAGGCACCUGAUCAGUGUGAUCAUAUUCUCAUACACUCCUAUAAUCACAGACAAGCACAGCAUCCCCUAUAUCUGUUUUGGGAGAGCUGGAGUGGAUCCUAUUGCUGGGGUUCAGUGGGGCUGCUGGGUUCAGUGUGUUCUUCCUGCACAGCUCCCAUCCUCACUUUGUAGUGAUGCUGAUGCCAGGUGACUUCACAUAUCAGCUGCAGAAACACUAGUGUGCGUUAGGGAACUGUGCAGGAGGAAAUGCCGCUUCAUCCCUCCACCAGUAUAUUCUGCUGUUAUAAUGUCAGAAGGCUGGCGGCGUGCACAUCUGUCCAUUGUGAGGAGUCACUCUGUGAUGCUGCGCCUCUUAAAUUUUUAGAAGAAAAAAAAAUUACAUCUACAGCAGCUGCAGCCCCCAGCUGGGCCCAGCUUCAGUGGCCCACUGGAAAAUUUCAUUUUCUCCUUGUGUGCCGGUCCAGUUCUGGUAUUGAGGAAGGAGAUCCAAGGGGACCCAAAUAGAUAUGUAUCCUUUACAAACAUGACCCAUGGAAAUCCUCCAUCUCUCUAAUGCUCUCCACCUUGUGGAUCCACUCUUCUAUACAGGAAAUGUUAUGUUUUCCAAUAGCAAGCAAUUAAGGCCUUAGCAGUAUUUAGUGAAUGAGGGUGAGUGUGAGCAUAUUUAGAGUUUGCCACUGAUCAUGGGGUGACGUGGCGCAAACCAGCUUCGGGAGUGAGAGACGACCUAACCCUCGUAAUGGUUGGUACAUGGGUGGUUAAAGUUGACUAAUAGGGGCUUACUUUUUCACACAACCGCCAAAUAGGCGCCAUUGUGCCUUGUGCGCCACGGCAGCAUCUGUCUGGAUAGAAGGGAGAAAUACUAUGUAAAAUUUUAUGGAUUUAGAUUACAAUAAUUUAUAGUUGACUAAUUGCAUGUUGGCAUCCAAUGAGGAAAUAUGAGUAACUUUUUUUUCUUCCCAAUCCCCAUCAGUGAGGGAGGACCCCAAUUCUUUGGACCACACAUGCAAUUGAAUGGAUAAUUUCUGAGAAGAUGCCGCUUCUCUCUAAAGUUCUGAGAUGUAACGAGUAACCUAUUUCAGAGCAAAGUAUAACCUUUCAAACUGGUGCAUUGUAAGGUUUAAAGACAUGAGCUGGAAAUAUUGGAAUUGUGCCAUUGCUGAAUGGUGUGAAGUUAGUUCUGUGCACAGAAUUCAUAUUAACCAGCCUGGAACACUAGCUGUGAUAGCAUCCUCUGAUUGUACAGUACCAUGCUAUAUUGUGCCAUAGCUUGCUCCAACUUACUUUAUAGGUGUCUAUGAUUGUCCCUUUAGAUCAGAAAUUAAAUAGAAAUAUAGAGGGAUAUAACUUACAGUACUGUAUUUUGUUACUUAUUUACAAGAUACUGUACUAAUAUAUCGAAUAGACCAAAAAGUAGUAUAGUGUGGAACUAAUUUCAAAAAGUUUUUGACGUUAACACACAGAAGGAUGUAUGGUGAUUCACACAAAAGGAUUAAAGGGGUGCUAUAGGCACCCAGACCACUUCAUCUCUUUAAAGUGGUCUGGGUGCACUGUCCCUCUCCAUCUUAGCCCUGCAAUGUAAAACAUUGUCUCCCAGACAGCCACUAGAGGCGCUUCCUGACUUUUUUCUGGGCGUGAAAUGAUGCUUUGCGUGAGGGCAUCCAGCAUCUUCAUAUCCCUAUAGGAAAGCACUGAUUUAAUGCUUUCCUAUGGGAAAGGCUUAAUGUGCUCGCCGCAAAUGUGCAUUAGCUUCCCCCCUAUUACUGACAUUGGAGGAGACGGAGCAGGACCGAGGGACCUUGGCACUGGAAAAAGGUAAGUGUGUAAAGUUGUGUUUUUUUUUUAUAUAUAUAUAUAUAUAUAUUCAACACCUGAGGGGGAGACAAUAACUUUAUGGUACAUGCACACUAAAGUAUACAGUUUUGUAUUCCUAAUACUCUUGUGUAUUUUUUUUUUUUUUUUAAGGUAUUCUAAUUAUAAAACUACAGACGCAAUUUUGGUUUAAAAGGUGACUGCACUUUGAGGUUACUGUAAGGACCAGCUGGAUGGCCUAGAUCAUCAGAAUAAUCAAUAUAAAAAGUUCAUUAUAACAUAAUCAGAGCUCAAAUCAAUGAUCAAAGGUACUAGUCUAGUACCUUUUGGUCUUACCUCCAGUUUCCCCUGACUACCUCAGCGUAUUUUAUGUUUUAACCCCAUGUCUACCUUCUAGAUUGAUCUAUUGUCUGUAUACAAGGGGACAGUUUCUGUGCUAAAAACAAGCCUUUUUAAAUAAAGCUCACAUACUUAAGUUUUUAAUCUCUACUUUGGAGGUCUUCUAUGGAUAUUUACAGCUGUAACUUGGUAGAGGAGUAGCCUUAUAAGGCUAGUACUUAUUUAAUUUUUGCACUUGAGAUAUGUGUUCUGUGAUCAUACUGUGUAUUUAGUGUGUAUUAUCAUUUCAUUUACUAUAAGAUACUAACAACACUAUUCCAGACUCCACUCAUCCACCUAGUGGUGGAUUAGGUGAAAUUCUUUAACUGUAUAGGGCUAAGCCCUUUGAACAUAACUGGAGUUUCCUACUGGUGAAUAGAUCCUAAGAAGUAAACUUCUUGGGUAUCUUAUUUUGUGCUACUUGUUUGUCUGUGACUGCACAGCAUGGCCUGUAAUGUGUCUGUGACUGCACAGCAUGCAGCAUGGCCUGUAAUGUGUCUGUGACUGCACAGCAUGGCCUGUAAUGUGUCUGUGACUGCACAGCAUGGCCUGUAAUGUGUCUGUGACUGCACAGCAUGGCCUGUAAUGUGUCUGUGACUGCACAGCAUGCAGCAUGGCCUGUAAUGUGUGUCUGUGACUGCACAGCAUGCAGCAUGGCCUGUAAUGUGUGUCUGUGACUGCACAGCAUGCAGCAUGGCCUGUAAUGUGUGUCUGUGAUUGUACGUGUGGGGUUGGGGGGAGGAAGAGUCAUUUUCGGCCAAGGGCAUCCUGAAGUUUCGGUUUUGGCUCUGAAUUUUUUUAUUUUGGUACAUCCCUAGUUUUACACCAAUAUUGGGUAAUAUUGGGUCCCUGUUUGCAUUUCUUCCUUUUCUUGGCUGUCGUAUAUUGUGCGCCGGUCUCUGCAUAUCUUUGGCUGCCGAGCAAGUAACAUGUACAGUAUAUUUGUAAAAAGUAUCCUUUCCCACUACUGUAAAAUGUUCAGAUUUGCAUUCUGAUACUGCCCCUGAGUAACAAAAUUUUGCAUUUAUAGACUUUUGCCUGUUUUUUGAGUUGUAAUGUUUAAAUUACAGACAUCACAGUUGCAGUUUUUGAAUUUCCGAUUUCCACUGAUAAACUGUGAUCAUUUUAACCUUUAACCCCAACUGCACUAUAUCCCAGUCAGUGCCUAAUUUAAAAAAAAAAAAAAAAAAAAAAUUUCUCUUAACUUUCAUAUAGAUAUUAAAAUGUAAUAGUGUAUUUCACAGGCCUUGUGUGUCCUGUUACUUUAGAGAGCCUAGAUCAGUGGUAGUCAACCUUUUUCCACUUACCGCCCACUAAUGCAUCUUUCUUGAUGGAAAAAUUUCCUUACCGCCCACCAGUUUUCGCGCAAGCGCGGAAUAUUUUUUAGAAAGGAGGGUGUUUUAAAAAAUACAUAAAUGAACGUACAUUUAUCUUUUUAUUUCUACUUUAUGCAUGUUUAUAAUGUUUUUAACUUUAUAAAGUUUAAUGAGGAAGCAAUAAAGUAAAUUGAACUUACCUUUACUAGUGAUUAAUGAGAUCCUUGAGGUUGAUGCUGCGAGACUAAAUAUUUGAUAUCUGGUUCGAUUUUCAUAAGGAACAAACGAAGGUCUCCUCUUUCAGUGAUAAUCGGAAGACUUCUUUGUUUGCUCAUAAAAUGAUUUCUCAUCUGUGCGUCAGCUCCCCUCCUCUCCCUCCUCAAUUCCCCUUCCCACCUUUUUCCCCUUUUUUCUAUUUUUUAACCUUCCUUAUAGCAAUGCCCAGUAGGAAGGCUGAGCUAGGUAGCCCACUUACUAUUAUUAGUCAACAACAAUUCUCUCCUUUUCCUUUUCUUUCCUUCUCCUUUUUUACAAGUACUCUACUCCUUCUUUCCUCUAUACUAGAAGUACUCUACUCCUUCUUUCCCCUAUACUAGAAGUACUCUACUCCUUCUUUCUCCUAUUCUACAAGUACUCUGCACCUUCUUUCUUCUAUUCUACAAGUACUCUGCACCUUCUUUCUUCUAUUCUACAAGUACUCUGCUCACAGGCAAACACAUACACACACACACACACACUCACAUUGAAACACAUACACACAAAUAUACACAUACUCACACAUGCACUUACAGACACUCACACAUGCACAGACAGACCCACAGACACACACACACUUACUGACACACACACAUACACUUACAGACAGACACAUACACUUACAGACAGACACAUACACUUACAGACAGACACAUACACUUACAGACACAGACACACACAUACACUUACAGACACAGACACACACAUACACUUACAGACACACACACAUACACUUACAGACACACACACAUACACUUACAGACACACACACAUACACUUAGAGACAAACACAUGUACACACACACACACAUACACUUAGAGACAAACACAUGUACACACAAAUUAUUAAUAUUAAAUAUCCACCCAGCCUCCCUACCUGGAGAGCUGGUGUGGAUCUGUCCCUGGGGUCCAGUGGGGCUUCACUUAGGCGGGCGGCUAAUCAGACGCAGCGAGGGAGCUCUAACCUCUCUGCUCUGCUCCCUCGCGGACUGUCUACGGAUGCCGGGAGCCGGAAUAUGACAUCAUAUUCCGGCUCCCGCGGCAUCAGCAAACAUCGCGCGAGGGAGCAGAGCAGAGAGGUUAGAGCUCCCUCGCCGCGACUGAUUAGAACGCUGCCAUGCCGGGGGGUCCAGAAGGUGGCCUGGCAGGAGGGAGCGCUUCCUCCUGCCGGUCACUGAAGACUUGCGCAUGCAGAGCCGCUCGCGCCCGCCCAAAAGGAGAAAUCCUCUUAAAAAGAGGAUUUAGCCUCAGAAAUCCCUACCGCCCACCUGGAAUCCUAAAACGCCCACUAGUGGGCGGUAGGGACCAGGUUGACGACCCAUGGCCUAGAUUGCUCUUUUGCAGCAUCUCCGGAGUAAAGCCAAUACCCCAUGUUUUGGUUAACUUACAGGGUCAAAUCGGAGACAUGCUCUAAUUUUGACAUGCCUUGUUGAGAUAACGCAUCACCUAUUUCACCACCCUAACUGUGACCCUCUUUCUAACCCUAUAUAACCAACAACAGUAAUGGAUAGCUGUUUAGUGGAUUGGCUCCAAGGCUCAGUGAACACUGUAAGAGCCAAUCACAGUGAUGUUAUUAAGGAGGGGGGUUUCUAAAAGUGCUGCUUUCUCUUGAAAUCAGAAAAAGAACACAGCCAGUUAACCCCUAAGGUGCUUAAGCAAACUGAGGAGAUAUAAUAAUCUGUAGUGCUAAACUACUAGCCAGGUGUACACAUUAAUUGCCACGUUGAUAAGCUUUUUGUUUAUAAUGGACUGUAUUAUUAGUAUAUUUUUUAUUAUUAUUAUUAUAAUUAUUAUAAUUAUUAUUAUUAUUAUUAUUAUUAUUAUUAGACAUCUACAUUCUACUUGUCCUUCCCAAUAGUUUUAUUUUCUCUCUUCCUUUCUUAGAUAAACAGAAUUUAAAUGGGCUCUCAAAACACCAUUCAAGCUACAGCAUGCUGCAUUGUUUAUGAUGCUAGGAAUCCCCUGGCACCAGCUUACUGUUAAUAGUCAUACCUUUCUAAAACGAAGUAUGCUUGAUUUUAUUAGGGGACUUUUUCAUUGAAGAACAUCAAAGGGUUAAAUAUUCUUCACAAGAGGUGUGAGUGGGUGUAUGUGCGCUUAUCUGUAGUUUGCAGUCUCUCCUUGGGCAGUUGGUGUGGUGAUCAAAUGGAGAAGCUUCGUUAUAGAUACUUUUAUUUGAGCCAAGAAGAGGAAGGUAAAAUAUUAAAUUUUAAUAUGUAUGGAGAGACAAACUAUUAUUGUGUGAAUAUGUAGUAUAUUAUUGUUUAUAUAUGUGUAUGUAGCCUCACCAUGUAUAAUGCAGAUUAUAAUACAGUGAAACUGUAACAUUUGCAUUUUUCACAUCUUGUCCUUGUAUAUUGUGUUCUGAAACCUGCUGGGUGGUUUCAGGUCUUUUGCUUGUGCAUAGAACAAUUUUUAAUAUUGGUCCAUCCAUGUACCAAAGUCAUCUCACAUAGUUUAAUGUCAGAAGAAGGUUUAGUGUCUUCGUGUUUAGUGUGGAAAAUGUGGGCUUCUCUCAUGAAAUAUUGCAUUCUAUACCAAAUCAAGGUUUAAAUGAUACAUAAAAAUGAAUGUGUAACUAGCAAGACCACGCAAAAACUAGAUUUUUUUUGAGGUGCAGUCACAAGCUGUCAUUCGUAUUUGCAUGAAUCGCAAUUCGGACGGAAAUAAGCGGAUUUGUCCAAAUUACAAACUGCACAAUUGAAGAAUGAAGUAAGUAAUGGACAAAUCAUGUGAACAUUUUAAUUCGGUUUUGUUCAUUCUUUUAACUAAUUCAUAAAAUUGGUACCCUUAUGUGUUAUUACCAUAUUCAGGGCUUAUAGGGUAUCCUUAAAUAUGGUGAUACCAAAUUAGGGAGCUAUCUAUUAUAUAGAUUAAAGACCACAUUUUCUUAGUUGUUGGGUGGUGGUGGUUGUUGUGUGUGUUUUUUUUUGUUUUGUUUGUUUUUUGUUGUUUUUUUUAGCUACUUGGUAGGUGCCUCCCUUAUUUGGUAUCCUUAUCCUUCUUUUGGAUUGCCAUGUUUAAAAGGACACUAGAUCCUAGUCACCAGAACAACUACAACCGAUUGUAUUUGUUAUGGGGAGUAUAAUCAGUCCCUACAGGCUUUUUGCUGCCUUUUCUGCAAUUUUUACAUUACAUCCUAGGGAUACCUCCACUGGCCACUCCUCAGAUGGCUGCCAGAGGUGCUUCCUGGGGCAGUGCUGCACAGUCUGACUGACAUUCAGUGUCUCCACCCUCUUCAUGGAGACACUGAACUUUACAGAUGCAUUGAUUCAAUGCAUCUCUAUGAUGAGAUGCUUAUUGGCCAGGGCUAUGUUUGGCUUGUGCUGGCUCUGCCCCUGAUCUGCCUCCUUGACAGUCUCAGCCAAUCCAUUGCUUUCCUAUGAGAAAGCAUUGUGAUUGGCUCAGACCAUAACUGAUGAUGUCUGAUGUCAGCCAAGCAGGCAGAGCCAGCAGCAGCAGACUAGAGUAAAGGUAAGAUUUUACUAUAUUUAGGGAGGGCCAGCUGGGCUAGAUGGUGGUUUUAACACUAUAGGGUCAAGAAUAAGUGUUUGUGUUCCUAACCCUCUAGUGUUCCUUUAACCCCUUAAGGACACAUGACAUGUGUGACAUGUCAUGAUUCCCUUUUAUUCCAGAAGCUUGGUCCUUAAGGGGUUAAAGAUGCCAAAAUUGGGAGCUAUUAGCUGAACAAGGCUCCCUCCCUAGUUUUGUAUCCUUAAAUCCACUAAACUGAAAGAUCAAAACCUGGGACCAGGAAGUGAAAAGCUGGAACCUUGUACUGCUCCUUUAUCCUCAUGUGUAGUGAUCCAAAGAAACUGUUUCAGUCCAUAGUAUAUUCACACAAAUUUAUUAAGCAUAAAAAAAGAACCUAUAAAGCACAACACAAUUCAACCAUAGGGUUUCAAAUAACUGCUUCUAUUUUUAAUCCUAUCAAAUAUGGCACCAAACCUGCCCCCUGCAUGGUUGUUGCAAUGACGAAAUCCUGUAUCUCAUGAUGUAAUGGCAAUAUGUAAUAUGCAGUUUUGUCGUCUUCAAUAUGCCACUUUCUGCACUUACACUUAGAGCUUAAGAGGAAGUGCUCCAAGUGCCAUAUAAAACCAAGGCUUACUAACCAAUAUAUACUAAAAGAAGGAAAAGGAACCCCAGUCAAAAAGUAACCCCGUUCCCUCCCACCUAACACAUUCACAUACUUCCCAACUUUAGAGACCAAAUCCCUCUAUCCCUCUUUUCUAUCCUAAUGUCCCUCUGUUGCUGGAACUGUGUGACUUAGGAUUGCCACCUGGCAUGUAUUUUCUGAGCACUAUCAUUAUAUGAGGCAGCCUAGCCGCUACUGGUAUAUCAGAAAAACCUGCAAUACAAUUGCCAGUAUCUUUUGCUAGCAGCAGCAAGCAGGAUCUUUUCUGUUCAUAAAGCAGUCGAGCUGCCUGUGUAUCCCUGCUGUUUCCGAUGCUCCAAGCUCCCCUACCUGACCCUCAACUAGGAGGAGGUGGUUAGGAAUAAGGACAGAACUUUGAUAAUAUUGUAAUAUGUACUGCAGUUAUCACUGUUCUAAUAGCAAGUCACAGCUUAGCCAACAUUCUGAUCCUUUCUUAGGUUUGUCAGUGACAAAGUCCUGAUAUCUGUCUCAGCCUGCAAUGGAUUUAAUGGCGCAUUAGGCUGUUUGUAAUACAGUGUUAUCUGUGAGCUGUGCUCUGGGUAACUCGCAGUAUUUGAUCCCAGCAGAUGCAUUUAGUUAGUCUUUCAGUGCCUGUGAUGGUGAAUCAUCAUGCAGUAUAUAUGUAGAGAGGGGGAUGAUUUUUAAUUGGUACCAGUGAUUAAGGAGUACAAGUAUCAGUUUAAUGUCUGACUACACAGCAUUGGUCCAGUGAUGGCCAAGUGCUGUGGGCUACCAAAUGACUGGUAAAACAGAAUUCACAUUGGCUAGUUUUAACGCUCCAACACUCCAGUUGUAUGUGUGUUUGUGUAUCUCUGUAUGUGGCAGUGAAUGUGCAUGCAUCCUUGCACCCAAACACACUACAUGCAAAUGCGAACACUUCUUUUGACGUUAUGUCUGGUGACAUCACGUCCAGUAACAUCACACAUUUUAUAAAUAAUUAUGCAAAUUAGUAUAUUGUUUUGCCCUUUUAUUUUAGGGAAAAUUGUAAAGUCUUGCCUCGUUUCAUCAACUGUUUUCCUUCUUUCAGAAUAUGAUCCUUAUAGUCCUGACCUCCCAAAGGUGCCUCCCUGUUUUGAUGAUGGUGUGUUGGAGACUGUUCCUGAAUCCAGCCUGGAUAUCUUGGAGCUGGAGAGGGUCAACAAGGCUAUCGAGGCAGUUAAGAGUGAAGUGGAGAGAGAACAACGAAAAUAUGAAAAGUUGUUGGGGACACAGAAGGACUACAGUGUUCCCAAGAGCAAAUCCAAACAUUCUGCCUCCUUCACAUCCCUGGAAUACGAUCCGGGAAAUUACACAAGCAGUGGCACAUACAAUCCCACUCCUUUAGCCCGUGUGAGUAAAGGUAACAAAUACACUCUGGAUGAUUUGGACCGGACUGCAGUCAAGACCAGCUGCUUAGAGUAUGUUCCGACCGCUGUGAUACCCGCUGCUAAAAACAAGACUAAUAAAUAUGUCAUAGAUAACUGCAAGCCUCACACAGAUAUGGAGUAUGAUCCAAUGUCUAACUAUUCGGCCAGGCUUUUAAGCAAGGACAAACCGCAGCAGGGCACCAAAAGGAAUAGACAAAGCAGCCAGGAUGAAGGCUACACUCCUUCUCCCAAAAAAUUAUGCAACAAUGUCUCGGUGGAUGCUAGGUUUUCUGACUCUGAAGAUGAGAAUGAAUCCGUGGUCCAACAGUCUGCAGGCAAAUAUGUUCCUUCCAAAAAGACUGAGAAAGUCUCUGUAUCCACUAAACCAUCCAAGCAUAUUAAUGUAGGAAAGAAAGUCAAGGAGAUAGCUGUGCAGUAUGAUAUGGAAGAUAUUGGAAAACUUGUGAAGAACCACAGCAAAGAGUCAUCAAAGCAUAAGUCCGACAAGUCUAAAAAUGAAAAUAAAACUACGUCGAAAGAGCAACCUAAAAAUAGAGAGUCAGGGUCACGUAGCUUGGCUAAGGAGACCAAGAAGGAGAAGUCCAAAGCUAUAGUCAAAAAUAAAUGUGAAAAUGUUAAGAAUGGAGACAACAUUCAAAGUCACAAAAAUAAGAGCAGUAGGCCUGAUAAAAAGAUUGAAAAACUAAAUUCAGUGAAGGAUCCUAUCAAAGGGUCCUCAAGCAAAAACAAAGAGCAGUUGCAAAAUAAAUGUAAGAAAGAUAAGAUGCAAUCUAAAAAGGAUUCCAAUGACAAAACUGAAAAGGUGAAGAAUGGUCACAUUAAGGAGAAGUCAAGCUCUGAACGGUCUUUAAAAUCAAAAUCAACUGCGCCUAGCGGGGUAAAGGUCAAGUCAAAACAAAGGUCUCUUAGCCAUGUGGAUUUGUUUGGCGAUGAGAGCAGUGAGGAGGAGGCAAAAGUAAAGAAACGUGUCCCACAUAGAGGUAGUUUAGGUUCUGAUGGCGGUGGGCACAGUGAUACUGAAGGGGAGAGUAGUACGAAGGUGGGCAAGCUUGUCUGCCGCAGGGUCUCCUCUUCUUCUGUGGACUCAAUAGAGAUUGAUUACUCUGCUCUAGAGAAAGAAUUGGAUUCUGAUUCUGACCCAAUGGAGGAGUGUCUGAGAGUAUUUAAUGAGUCUCAAGAUGUAAAGACCGAAAACAAAGGCAGGAUGUGGAAACAGGUACUUUUUAAGGGUGGUGUUCCUUCUGCAAAUUCCUGACUAUGCCUGCUUCUGAACAGAUAUACAUGGAGAAAUUUAAAACAAUAUUACACCUUAGAAUUACACUCCCUGUCCCAAAUGUGUAGUAAUCAAGACAUACAUAAUUCAGCUUAACUGGAUGAGAAAUAUACAAAAGUUUUUUUUCAAAACCUUACCACCAAAUUAAAAAAUUUAAUUCUGUGAAAUUGAUUUAAGCUGUAAAAUAACCCGUUAGAAAAACAAUAUAUCCUCCUUGGAUGCAUCAGCAUGAAUCCUUGGAUAUCCUUCCAAUUCGUCAGAACUCCUUUAAUAUAGUACUGCAAAAAAUAAAAAUAAAAGCCUCUAUCUCCACACCCCUGCUGCCGUCAAUGUAAUGCAGACUUUUCUUUUCCACGUUCUAAAAUGUAUCUACCUUUGGACAUUGCAUGCAUAUGAUAUUUAUUGCUUCAGAGUCCACGGUAUUGGAUACUGUCUCAGUGAUUCUUACCGUCUCUUGCAGCCUCAUGAAGACGGCGAGGAGAAAUCUGAACAUGCAAUGACAACUUUGAUUCCAGGCCAAAAGAGAAGAAUUUCUCACGUUAACAGUCCAGCUAAUGUAAGUGUCAAGCUUCUUCAUACUGCAUGUAUGUUGUUUCCGUUCUUUGAUUUACAAUAGUUAACUGACAAAUGAAUGUGAGCGCUUUUUGUCUUUUUUUCAUUUAUACGAAACUUGUAUUCUUUAAAUUAAACAGCAUUGAUACUUCAAAUCCACCCUAAUGUUAUACUUGAUAAGCACACAUAGGGAAAAUUAGUCAUUAAUAGUAUGCAUUGAGACUCCAUUACAUCUCAUCGAAUACUCAGCUAGAGGGUAAGACGGUUUCCAUUUUUUUUCUAAUUUUCAGGGUUUCAUAGAAGGUGUUAAUUGUGGGUAGCUAUUGGUUUGGUCAGCCUGGCCCAUUCCCUUUCCAUAGGUAGCCAGACAAGUUCAGCCAAGUUACACACUACAUGUUAAUUGUUAGGGCCAGUAGUCCAAUUUACUAACUCUGCUUACGAAUGAGCCUUGAUCUGAUUGUUUAGAACAUUUAUAUAUGCUUGGUUAUCCUCAGAAUAUACAGACAUAGCUUUCUUCCAUUAGGCUUAAAGGAUCACUAGAGGGUCAGGAACACAAACAUGUAUUCCCGACCCUAUAGUGUUAACACCACCAUCUAGCCUCCCUGGGCCCCUCAUGCCUCCAUAAAUAUAGCAAAAUCUUACUGUAUUAAAGCCUGAAGCUGUAACUCUGCAUGCUAUUAGACUCAGAAAAACAAGCAGUCUGCUGACAUCAUCAGAAGUAGUGACCUGAUCCAAUCACAGUGCUUCCCCAUAGGAUUGGCUGAGACUGACAAAGAGGCAGAUUAGGGGCAGAGCCAGCAUGAUUCAAACACAGCCCUGGCCAAUCAGCAUGAAUUGAAUCAAUGAAUCUCUAUGAGGAAAGUUUAGGGUCUGCAUGCAGAGGGAGGAGAUACUGAAUGUUUGGAUGCAUUUUAGACAGCCAUCUAAGGAGUGGCCAGUGAAGUUAUCCCUAGGCUGUAAUGUAAAGACUGCAUUUUCUCUGAAAAGACAGUGUUUACAGCAAAAAGCCUGAAGGUAAUGAUUCUACUCACCAGAACAAAUUCAAUAAGCUGUAGUUGUUCUGGUGACUAUAGUGUCCCUUUAAAUUUAAAGAAUGGUUGUGGAGCUAAUGGCCAGGUCACCAGCGACACUAAUGGAAUGUUCUAGCUGGUUGCUCCACUUCUAGAACUUUGCCCCUGAAUUAUUUUAUUAUACAUAACUAGAAAGAGUAGCAGCUGAAUUAUAUAUUAAACGAAGAUCAUUUCAAUUCAUGCUGUAGGUAUUAAGGUUGUAAAGUAAAUAGACACAAACCCACCCCUAUUUAUUUUCUAUGUUUAUUGCCUUUCUGUAGCCCGCUGAGGGAAUACUUGCUGUUUUUAUUAUUUCCCCUCUUUAGUCAUCCUCUUCUAAUAAGCCGGUGAUCCAUCCAUCCCGUCUGCCAACACCCCAGGAGAUAUGUUACCAGCGAAUUCAGCGAGCACAAGAGCAGGCAAUCCAGCUUCUAGCUCAGCAGAAAGAAUUGCUGUUAAGCAAUGCCGCACAAACGUCUUCUCCAACACCACAUAGUCAGAAGAAGAGAAUUGCACAUUUUCCUGGCAUUCGCUCCCCCUCUUUUCCAAUUGUGUCCACAGUUACUGGUAAAACUAUCUCUUGUUACUCAUUAAUUGCUGUAAAUUUGGGUUCUUGUUUAAGAAAGAUUGCAGACACCAAACAGAAAAAGUAUAAUUCUUGACACGUGUAAUAGAAUAUAUCUGUGCAAUCUAACUCUAAACCAUGUGGAAAUCCAACAUCCUUUCAUUUGAACAUGGACAAUAUUACCAGAUCUGUGUUAAAAUUUUGGUACUUGAGAAUUAUUGCAGUUUCUUCUUAUGUCUGCUCUAUCCAUAAUGCCUACGUACAGUAAUUAUAAUUGCCUGGUUUAAACUAGGCACAUGUUGGCGAGGUUGGUCGAAGAGGGGAGAUGGUUGCUUUUGUACUAACUCAUUUCUUGAGAAUAAUUACCUUACUGUGUAAUCAGCACUUUAAAUGUCAAGUUUGGUUAUUGUUUAUGACAGAGGCAAAGACACGUAAAAGUUCAAGCACUGAUGAGACCUCCAACGGUUCAGUACACGGUCUAAAGAAUCGAACACUCACUGGCAUGGCAUCCAAAACUACCACAACAACAGCACAGAAAAGACAAGCACAUGUACCGUCGCUGCAGGUAAUGCUACAAGUUACUACUAAUCAAUUGUAUAUGUGUUUUAUUUCACACAUAGGACACUAAAUCAUUUUCCACGUAAAGGGGACCUGUCACUUUUCUACAAUUUGCACUAUUAAAUGGAAUAUUAAAAGAAAUGUUAACCUUUUUUCAUGAAGAUGUUCUGUUUUUCUUUUAAAUUUAUAUAAAAGUUUUAACAAAUGAAAUUGCAGUCCAGAUCAGACAAUCGAAAGCCAGGGCAAACAUUGCAAAUAAGGAGAAGUACAUAACUUUGUUUAAUUUCUCCUCUUCUCUGUAUGCUUUCUGCCAGACACAAAAGGCAGGGCUUAUGGUUGACAGGGAGCAUAGACGAGCCACCCAGUUGCUGGAUAAGGAGUAUUUUUUUAAAAUAAAUUUUGGGGGUGUGGUGGGAGUGGCAUUUCUGCUUUUAAUUUUUUUCACAAGAAGGGCAUGCCAGAUAAAUUGCAAACUGUAAUAAAAAAUCACUGUCAGAAUUCAUUUUUUUUUUUUUGUAAAUUCAUUUUUUUUUUUUCUUCAUAAGCCAAGGCAUUAUUGUUACAGUACGCAAUAAGGAGCUUUUAACAUACAUUUCAUUUUUUUUUACACCUUAGGAAUACAUAUUUGUUAAAUAUAGGGAUAAGCCAACAUUAUUCAAAUAGCAUCCCUGUGCCAACCCUCCUCCCAUAAGAAAUUAUGACCUAAAUAUAAUCAGUCUUCCCCCCUCACCUCCCCCCACCCCAGUUUAAUAGAAGUCAAAUGGAGUGUUUGAUUUUAAACUUUUAAAGACCCAGUGAAGCAAAAAAAGUUCCUAUUAUACAGAACAGAUGUAUACUAGGAUAGUUUUAGGUGUUUAUUAUUAUUAUUAUUAUUAUUAUUAUUAUUAUCAUCAGUAGUAGUAUUUAUAUAGCACCUACAAAUUCCACAGCAUUGUGCAAUAGGAUUGCAAUGAAGUUGUUUUGGAAGCUGAAGUUCCUGGGCGCUCUCAAUGUUAAACCGUCUUUCAAAUGGUUGGUCCCUGAGCACCUGUCCGGUUUUGUGCCUCCUCUACUUGGGCUGGAGGAGAGCCAGAAGUGAAGCAGUGGGUACAGUGGAUAGGCUGAGAAUGCCAUCUGAUGUUCUCAGCCUAUCACUGGCUGUCCAUUGUUGGUACAUAAUGUAUUGUUAUAUUUAUGAGAAGAUUUGGUCUAGAGAUUUGUCCUCUGUUCUCUAUGAAUGCAUUUAAAAAAUAAAUAAAAAAGUCACUAUCAAGGAAGUAAAUACAGGACAAAAACUGGGUGUAUUGUCAUUGGCUGCAUAGGCUAGUUCAGUCAUUUGAAAUGUAGGACUUUUUUAUUUAUUUUUUUUUUUUUUUGAAGUUUAAGACCUAAUAUUCUGGUUGAGAAAUGAACAGUUCUACCCUCUUUAUUUAUCUAACUUAAGAGUGCCAGUUUGAAGAGACCUGUAAUUCCCACCGAAUUUGGUGCGAAAGUGCCAACCACGGUUCGCCAGCGUUACCUUAACCUCUUCAUUGAUGAAUGCCUAAAGUUCUGCCGGACAGAGCAGGAGGCCUUUGACAAGGUAAGCGCUUCUGUAAGCAAACUUAGAGAUUACAAUUGAGCUGCGGUACUGGUUCAUCAUUAGUUCUCCUAUCCCCACAGGCUCUUGAAGAGGAAAAGAUUGUUUACAACCGGAGCUCCAGCCGUAAUAUUUACCUGAAUGUGGCUGUUAAUACACUGAAGAAACUGAGGACACAGGGACAAGGAUCAAAAGCCACUCCUAUUAGUGAGUGUAGAUUUGUAAGGCAACUUGUUAAACAGCAACAUUACUUGGUGGGAGGGAGUUUACUAAACUGUGAUACAUUUCAGAACAUGGGGUUUUCAUCAAAAUAAACAUCUCAAACAUUUUAUUACAUAGGAAAUAGCAUCUUACAACUGCUUGGUUUGGGAUGUAGGCCAAGGUAUCAUCUACUCAAUGCACAAAGCACCGUAGGCAAGCCUGUUGUAUUUUGUACUCCAGUACUCUAGCAAAAUCUGAACUUCAUGAACUCUCACAAUGUACCUCUGUAAUACAUAUUUGGUUCCAUUUUGGCCUUACAAUAGGUACCAGAUUAGUGGCAUUAGCUUGGGUGAUAAUUUUGCAAAGCAACAGCCAAAUGGAUUCCAUGUCAACCGAAUUUCAGAAUAUCUGGCUGCAACAGAACAUUGGACAUCUGUAUCCAGAUGCAGAAAAUCCAAGCCCCAAUUUUAAAAAUCCAAAUUAUUUGUCUGCCAGCUCUUGUGGGCAAAUAGUAGAAAACUGCACCUCCAGAGUUUUGAGGUGACUGGCCAGGUCUUGCUAGCCAACCGCCCCUCUAAAAGUUAUAGAAGCCUAAAGGUGCCAAUAUGACCCUCCUAUAACUGUCGUAAGGAUUUUAUCCUCCCCCUAACCUCCACCUGACUACAAUCUCUGAACACGCCAGAGUCCCAAAUCAUUUAUACGUGAUGCUUCCCCCCUCCAUUUUUAACUCCGGAUACAAUAUACAUAACUAUUAUCUUUCUUAUUUGCCCUGGAGGAAGAAAUACACCUUUCUAAUUGUGUAAUGACAUUCAUAAAUCAUGUGCUAGUAGUUUUUAUUAAUUUUAAUGAAAGACAUCUGUGUCCUUUAAAUCCUGCAGAAAAUGAGGGCUAAAUGGAAGUGGAGGUUUUUUUUUUUUUCUUUUUUUUUUUUCAUAAUGCAUUAAAAUAACAGGUUACUUCCUUCACUUUUUUUGUUUAACCCCUCAUAUUAGAGAACACAAACAAGAGAGUAAUUUCCCAUGAGUCUAUGCUGGGAGGGAAGGCAGCAGCUAAACUGAGUUUCUCAGUGCAGCGAAACACUGGACAUCAACAGGAGGAACUGACCGGUAAGAGAUCCGUAUAGAUAAUAUAUUUGCACAAAGUUUGUAUUGCCAUAACAAAUCUGAGUUUCAUAGAUGUAAACAAUGCUCAGAUUUCCAUCUUCUUGCUUAGUUUCAUAUUGGAAAGUAUUUAGUGGAUGGAAAUGUAAGGUAGGUACUAUUUAACAUAUCUAUGCAUUGAAUGUAUUGCUUUGGACACUAACACUAGCCUGUGUGUUUUUUUUGUUUUUUUUUGUUUGUUUUUUUUUAAUAUAAUUUUACAGAUGUACUGUAAUGACGUAUUCCUAAAACAUCAGCCUGCACUAAAUACUGUUCUAUUUAAUCAACUGAUCAUCAGAGUUCAGUGACAUGAGAGAGGUUUAUCUCAAGUAAUUAACCCCUUAAGGACACAGCUUCAGAAGCUUGACUUACGCUUAAUGACAGAAGCAAUUUUUGCAUUUUCUUGCUGUUUGCGUUCAACUGCAAUUUGCAUCUCUCUCAUUUAUUGCACCGACACAUAUUAUAUACUGUUUUUUAAAGGACAGAAAGGGCUUUAAUUUGAUAUAACAUAUAUAUAAUAUAUAUAUAUAUAUAUAUAUAUAUAUAUAUAUGCUUACUUAUUAUAAAAAAAAUACAGAAAAAUGCAAAAAAAAUGAAAAAUAUUGUUUUUUUUUUACAGUUUUUGCAAUAAUAAUGUGUGCAUAAUUAGUGCAGGUUAAGGAAAGUAAUUAAAAAUAAAUUUAUUUAUUUGUUCUGAUUUACAGAAUAUAUAAUGUGUCUGGGAUUUUAAGUUUUUUUUUUGGUAGUUACAGGUCACAAAGCACAAGGAGUAAAAUAAACUUUUAAUGUGGAGCGAUUUUAGAAUUUGGUAUGUUUGUCUUGUAAGCUUAAUAGCCAUAAAAGAAAACAAAAUUGCCACACAAAAGUAUAUAUUUAUAUAAAGUAGACAUCACGGGCUAUUUACCUAGGGUUGUUUUGACACUUUCUACGUAGCCAUUUCACCGCCAACCUCUGCUAAAUAUUGGAGUAAAAUUGUGUUCUUUUGGUUUUUGGCACACAAACUUAUAACAGAGAAAUUCUCGUGUAUAUUUUGUAAAGUUGGUGUGUGCUAUUCCUGUACAAAGUUUUAUUUUGUGUUCAGUUACAUCUGCUGAGUAAAAUGACACCCCCAUUGUAUGUCUUUUGCACUAUUUCGUGAAGUUACAGUGCCAUACAGGAUACCUGUCCUUUUCAGUAUUCACAGUAGAAUUUUGAGAGAUGAAUUUAAUGAGCCUUAGCUUCCAUUUGGGGUAUUAUAACAGUUUGACUGUUCAAAAACCCCCCACAAAGGCCUACCAUUUGUAAAAGUAGACACUCCAGGGUAUCUUAUAAGGUGCAUAUUGUGCCUUAACAUGCCCCCAUUUUUUCACCAAUAUAUGCCAAAGUAUGUGGUAAAAAAUAAUUUUGUGCAUUUUUUACAUACGGAUUGCAUUUUUGCUGGGCGUUUUGUAUAUUUCAUAUGUGCCACUAAGUUCAAACCCCCCAAAUUAUGCUCAGCUAAGUCUUCUGAGUAAAAUGACACCCCAUAUGAAUGUCUUUGGCACUAUUUCGUGAAGCUACAGUGCCAUAUAGGAGACCUGUCCUUUACAGUAUUCACAGUAGAAUUUUGAGAGAUGGAUUUAAUGAGCCUUAGCUUCCAUUUGGGGUAUUAUAACAGUUUGACUGUUCAAAAAACCCCCACAAAGGCCUACCAUUUGUAAAAGUAGACACUCCAGGGUAUCUCAUAAGGUGCAUAUUGUGCCUUAACAUACCCCCAUUUUUUCACCAAUAUAUGCCAAAGUAUGUGGUAAAAAAAAUAUUUUGUGCAUUUUUUACAUACGGAUUGCAUUUUUGCUGGGCGUUUUGUAUAUUUCAUAUGUGCCACUAAGUUCAAACCUCCCAAAUUAUGCUUAGCUAAGUCUUUUGAGUAAAAAUACACCCCCAAUGAAUGUCUUUGUCACUAUUUUGUGAAGCUACAGUGCCAUAUAGGAGACCAAGCCAUAUCCGUUUUUACCAAACUUUGAAUUUUGACGCUGGGCCUAUGUGCAAUUUCCAAGCAUCUUCGCAGGUUUUAAAUUCAAACUACCCCACAAAGGCCUACCAUUUCUUAAAGUAGACACCCCAGGGUGUUUCAAAAGGUAUAGUUUGAACCUUAGCGUGGGAUCAUUUUUCCGCUAGCUUGUACCAGAUGUAGUGGUAAUAAGCGUUUUUUCUGCCUUUUUGACAUACAAAGUGAGUUUGCACAGUAUAUUUUGCAAACCUUAUGUGUGCUACGACUGUAUAAUACUUCAUAUGUUGCUCAGCUAUGUCGGCUGAGUACAGCAAUACCCCCGUAUGUACCUUUGCCAGGUAUGUGUGGACAUCGGAGGGGCACAUUUGGGACACAGCCAUUCCAGUUUUUUUCAAACUUUGAAUUUUUAUGCUGUGCCUAUGUCCCAUUUUAGAGUAUUUUACCAGGCUAUAUAAUCCAAAUUCCCCAUAAAGCCAUACCAUUUCUUAAAGAAGACAUCCCAGGGUAUUUCAAAAAGGCAUAUUUUGAACCUUAGUGUGGGAUCAUUUUUCCGCUAGCUUGUACCAAGUGUAGUGGUAAUAAGCAUUUUUUCUGCCUUUUUGACAUACAAAGUGAGUUUGCGCAGCAUAUUUUGCAAACCUUAUGUGUACUAUGACUGUAUAAUACUUCAUAUGUUGCUCAGCUAUGUCGGCUGAGUACAGCAAUACCCCCGUAUGUACCUUUGCCAGGUAUAUGUGGAUGUUGAAGGGGCGCAUUUGAGACGCAGCCAUUCAGUUUUUUCUAACUUUGAAGUUUUACGCUGUGUCCAUGUUCCAAUUUGGAAUAGUUUAGACGGUUGGUUAUUGAAACUUCCCCACAAACACAUACUAUUUAUUAAAGAAUACACCCUGGGGUAAUUCAAAAGGCAUAUUUUGAACCUUGGCGUGGGAUAAUUUUUUCUCUAGUUUGUUCCAGGUGUAGUGGUAAUGAGCGUUUUUAAAAUGUAUUAUUUUACUUUUUAUAACUUUUUUACUUUUAAAAACUAGUUUUUAAACUUUUGUUUUGCUUAUAAAUUUUUUUUAAACUUUCCUAAACUUUCUUAAAACUUUUUUACAGAUUUAACAUUUUUCUAAGCUAUUUUUUUUACUGUUAACCCCUAACUAGCAGUACGCAGCACUAACAGUAAAUUCCCCAUUUUCCCAUAACUCCCACCCACCCCAGCUAGCAAAAUAUAUAGUUAUAAAAUAUUUAAAUUAAUUAAAUAAAUUGAACCCCUGAGGGUUAAAAAAAAAUAAAUAAAAGUUAAUCCACAGGGGUUAAAAAAUUAGAUCACAGUAUAAUACUGUGAUCUCUAUUUGAUCGCUGUAGGCAGUGAUCGACUGGCAGGGAAGGGGUUAAUUUUUAUUUGGACUAGGUAAAGUGUGUUUUUUUGUUUUUAUUACUUAAAUGUUAUUAAAACAUUUUUUUAAGCUUAAUUUUUAAUCAGUCUUCGUUGUUAGUCCUGUACGAUAGCAGCAUGCAUGUUAAUGCUGAGGACCAAGUGACAGGUAGAGCUAGAGAAACCCUCUUGCAGAUAGAUGUCUCUUCCACUCCCACUCACACUACUACUCCCCCAGAGAGCAUUUCUCAAACUUACAGGGAUGUAUAGGAUGCAUUGAUGUCGAUGUGAGCAAGGAAUUCCUUCCCAGACUGCACAAAGUAUGAGUACUCUGAAAACUGGAUUCCAUAAGAAGGCUAGUGGAGUCUUGACAUAGGAGAUUUAAAAGAAAAUUGCAGGGAAUUUAAAAGGUAUGCAUUGUUAUUUAUACAGGAGCUGUCUUAUACACAAAGCUGAAGGAUUACAUCAUGAGCCCAGAACAGCUGCAAGAACACGGGUACCCAAUGGCCCAUCCAGACAAGCCUGGCAAGGCCAUGCUUUUCACUACAGAGGAAAAAAAGACAUCAGAGUGUAAGUUGCAUGAAAUUUGAUUGUAUCUCUAUUAGGACUAUGUGUCAACCUAUUGAUUAAAUCAACCCACAAAGAUACUUAUAUUAAAUACUAGACAGCACUCCCUUUUAUGUCAUGUAACCACUGAGGGUGCACUCCUCCUUUAUUAAGUAUAACGUUUAUCAAAGGCAGAGGGAGGCUCAACAAAUGUGUGGCAUCCUGUUUUGAAAAAGUAUAUAUUUACUGCAAAAGGUGACUUAUUCCUUUUUAAUAAGAGACUGUGUUACAUAGGACAGUACUGGUUUCUUGCAAAAGCGUUGGUAGUACCUGCACUCAAUUCCAGCAGUCACCUGGUGCUCCGGAGCAGGACCAGCAAUCCCACAACGUCAAGGCAAUGAAAGAAAUUCUCCAGGAACGCAAGGUGUUAAGCCACAGGCAGUUUUCAUGAAACAAAAAGAGAGCAGCAAUGUUUCGACCUACUAUUAGGUCUUUGUCAAGCAUGAGAGAGACCUCAUAGGUGAAAACGUUGCUGCUCUUUUUUUUUUUUUGGUUUCAUUAAAACUGCCUGCGGCUUUAACAUCUUGCAUGCCUGGAGAAUUUCUUUCAGUACUAGCCUCUUUUCCUGUACCUUGGAACACCAGAGAGCAAGUCCAUAGAAAGCACAAGCGCAAAGUACACUUGGGGUAUAAAGUCUCUGCAAGAGCUUUACAGAUGUGCUCUGCACAUGGGCUGCCUUGAGUGGGGCUAGUCAGCAUGGCUGUCGGUCAGAGAGAGAUAUAAAUUUUCCUUUAAAAUGACAGGCUGUCUUUCUGGAUGAAACCAUCCAUUUUAUGGUUGGGGUGAAAUCCUUCAACCUACCUGUCCUGAAUUCAUGUGUUAGGAGGUAUGCGCAGCCCUGCCCCCACAUGUUUCCAGCCAAAGAGCAGCCACUGUGACUGCAUCUGGUGGCAAAUAGUUUUUCCUGCUCCUGGGAGUUCAUAUGAGUUCCAGGUCUCCCUGGGUUAAACAAUAGAACAGGGCACUCUCUGCAGGGAGUGUAGAUCUCUGCUAGUCAUGCUCUAGCUCUCACCUAGUACAGGCACUUCAAGGUGCAGUGAGUGUCUCCCAAACAGGCCGCAGAUUUAUAAAGAGAGGAGUCUAAAGCAAAUAUACCUGUUCUCUUCACUUUAUUUAACAUUCAGAUCAUGAUUACAAGUUAAUUUUUACAUUGUGCUAGCCUCAUUUAUUGAAAAUGUGUAGCUAAACAGUUAUAGAGAAAUAUAGACUGUGACCAUGGUAUCUACAAGGAACCACAUUUUGGGUCAUUGUCAGGUACUGGUAGACUUCAUCUGCUGCUGCUCUGACCUUUGCCCAGAGGUCAAAUAACAAGAGGAGGAUUUCAGUUGUAUGUUUUAGGUCUGGCUAGUAAUGUAGGACUUGAUAUUCUGUGCAUUUAUUAAGAUAUAAUUUAUUUUAUUUUAUUAGCAGUGAAUUUAGUGAAAACCAAUGUGAGAUCAGUAUCUAAGGAAAUGUUUGUAAUUGUCAAAUAAAAUCCCAUCCAUUACCAAUGCUAGCAUGUAUGAAUAUAUGUGGCCACAACUGUCCGAGCUGAACUUGGAAUUUCACUGUUUUUGCUUUUGACACUGUCGAUUUUCAUGCCAUGUACAUUCUUAGGCAUGUGGAGUAUCAUUGGAGUGCUACAGUGCAUCUGUCAUGCAAAAAAUAAAAUUUCCUCUGCUUCUAGUCAGUCAUUUCUGCUCCAGAUCUUAACUAGUUAUCUUUUUGAAGCAGAGUUGAAAGCAAACCAGAGUGAAGAAAUGAUUAUCUAUGAGAAUCCUUAAUUCAGCACUGUCCUACAGAUCUGAAGCCCUGUACACAAAGAGCUCUUGAAAACAGAAUCCCUGCUAGAGAUCAAUGCACCAUUCUGCUUCUUCAUAAUAGCAACCUUUAUACAUCAAUGUUAAGCAAAAUAUCACGUAAAGAGUCUCUUGCCAGAGUGCCAGAAAAGUUGCAGCAUAUUUCACCACCUCCAUGUUGCGAAGUGUUGAUGAACAAUAGUUGUGACAGGGCAAAAAUGCAAAUAAGCUUAACACAUGGAAGCGUUAAGUGCAUACUGCAUGCACCAUAACCACUGCAGUGCUGUCUGUCUGAACUGUAUACAUACAUUUGAUAAGCAAGUCUUUAUUCUGAAGUGGUGAGGCAUGGCUAAGGAGGCGGGCUUAUGGUGCAGCAAAAACUGUAAAAAAAAAAAAAAAAGUGAAGACUCAAAGUACAACAUAUUAAAGGUGCCCAAUGUGGGAAAGGAUGUGAUCACUGAAUGCUAAAUGCAGGGAUUGUCAGACCGCUACAAAGUGUAGAAAGUAUUUUCAAGAAGCAAACUCUGCAUCCUUUGCUAAAUGUGAGCUGGAAGAUAUGUUUUAAGGCAGGAGAUGUCUACAUACUUGUGAUGGGGUCACUAUAUGCGCACUUUAAGACUUGUAUUUUUGUGAUAUGCAACUCCCUAAACUAGCCAUCAUGAGUACUAUUGUCGUCUUGUGGUGAUCCAUAUUAUAUAAUCUAUAAAGAAACCCCACAAUGCACAGACCAGUGCACCAAUGAUGUUGUUGACAAAGUUUGACAGGCAGUCUAUGGGAUCAUCAGAGCUAAGGUUAGUGGCCAAAAUUCAUGUAUUUCCAAGAAUGUUCUGUGAAAACAGAGACUGCAGGAUUGACCUGUGUUAUUGCUCCUAGGUGCAGGUUUUUAAGGGUUUUUGUUGUGCAGAUUUUUCCCUGCAAUCUGCACUGUUGUGUGUUUGUUUAUUAUUCUCCCACUUCAUACAUUUUUAUUCUUUCAGCUUUCUCCAGAAUAUGUUGCCGCUGUGGAGCAGAGUAUUUGGUGACACCCAGUGGGAACUGUGUGCGGCGGGAGGAAUGUGUGCAUCAUUGGGGCCGUCUUCGCAGACAAAGAGGUGCAGUCUGGUUAAUUCAAAUGUAUAUCCUCCUUCUGUAUGAGAGCAUUUAUGUAAAUGUACGAAAUUUUAGGUUAAUAAUGCAGGUCUACAGAGUGAAAACUUAAAGCUUGCCUUGUAGCAGUGAGAUCUACAAUGUCGUCUGAGGUAGAGAAAUAUUAGUGAUUGUUGGCAGUGCAGGAAUUUGCAACAUGCCAAAUGGCAUGCUUGGAAUUCUAAUCAGCAGAACGUUGCAGAAUGACACAAUGCCAAUCAUGACAUUUCUUAUCUUCUUGUAGUGCCUGGUGGUUGGGAAACACAUUAUAACUGUUGUUCUGGAGCGGUCGGAUCUACUGGGUGCCAAGUAGCCAAGGUUAGCUUUGCAUUUUGGUCAUGAAUUUUAUAUCCUUCAAAAAAUCGUUAAAAACCCACUUCUUCAUAAAAGUGUAUCAAUUAAACUGUUAAUAGCUCCUGACUGAUUCCUCUUCUGCAACUGUCACUAGUCUAAUACUAUCCUUACCUUUUUGUGUCAUUUUUACCCCACUCCCUCUAGCAUGUAAGCUUAUUGAGCAGGGCCCUCAGCCCCUCUGUUCCUGUGUGUCCAACUUGUCUGGUUACAUCUACAUUUCUGUUCGUCCACCCAUUGUAAAGUGCUGCGGAAUUUGACGGCGCUCUAUAAAUAUAAUAAUAAUAAUUAAUUAUCUAUAUAUGUAAUUACUGAAUACACCAGAAGAUGGCAGCAACAUACUGAACAAUACCUGGACAUUAAAACUUGGUCAAAGUCUGUUUAUCUAGGAUUUGCAAGGUCUACAUUGUAAAAGUGGACAAUAUAUAUAUAUAUAUAUAUAUAUAUAUAUAUAUAUAUAUUAUAUAAUAUAUUCCAGUCUCAGUCCUCCAGGCAUUUUUUGUCAGCCUGCAAGUGGCUGUUACCAAAUAUGUAUGGAAAGGCAAAUAUCUGAAGCUCUCCACAGCUUCAGGCUUACUGAAAUCCAGGGGAAGGCAGGCUCUUCCACAUCUAGCCACUUAUUUAGAGGAACACUCUGUUAAAGGACCACUCUAGGCACCCAGACCACUUCAGCUUAAUGAAGUGGUCUGGGUGCCAGGUCCAGCUAGGGUUAACCCAUUCUUUCAUAAACAUAGCAGUUUCAGAGACCAAACUUCUGGAAUAAAAGGGAAUCAUGACAUGUCACACGUCGUGUCCUUAAGGGGUUAAAUGGUCUUUCUAAAGAUACCAUUAUUUUCAUCAUAUCAAAUAAUUUGCAAUAAAAAAAAUAAUAAAAUAUGAUGAAAAAAAUUUAAAAAACUAAUUAAACACCUAUGCUAAUAAAUAGUUUCUACAUUUUGUCUUGAGUUUAGAAAUACCCAGUGUUAACUGAUAUCUGUCAGGAAUCCCUGAAUGAAAAAAAAAAAAAUAUAUAUAUAUAUAUAUAUAUAUAUAUAUAUAUAUAUAUAUAUAUAUAUAUAUAUAUAUAUAUAUAUAUAUAUAUAUAUAUCUAUAUAUAUAUAUCUAUAUAUAUAUCUAUAUCUCUAUAUCUAUAUAUAUAUAUAUAUAUUCUCUAUCCUAAGGUGUUAAACUUGGGGUAUUUUGACUCUUUUCAUGCAACCAUUUUACCACCAAUCUAUGCCAAAUUGUUUUUUUUUUUUGUUUUUUUUUUUUUAAACCCACACAUAGCAAUUUAAGAAUACAUGUACUGAGCUUUAAGGGUUACUGCCAAAGAACACCCCAAUAUGUGUUCAGCAACAUCUCCUGAGUACAGUGAUACCACCCAUGUAUAGAUGUGUCAGGUUCUCUGGGACCUAAAAGACCUUAUUUGGGGGUUGCGCAUUCCAGUUUUCAAACUUGGAAUAUUCACAGCUGGUCAUCAUGCACCCAUGUCCUAUUUGGGACAUGUAAUUUACCCUCAUCAAACCAUAUGUUUUUGAAAAGUAGACAACCCAUGGUAUUCAAUAUGGGGUAUGUCCAGUCUUUUUUAGUAGCCACUUAGUCACAAACACUGGCCAAAGUUAGCAUUUAUAUUUGUUUGUGUGUUAAAAGUGCAAAAAACAACUAUGAACGCUAACUUUGACCAGUGUUUGUGACUAAGUGGCUACCAAAAAAGACUGGACAUAUCCCACUUGCAAUACCUUGGGUUGUCUUCCUUUGCAAAUGGUAUGCCAUCAUGGGGGCAAUUCUCAUUCCUGGUCUACCAUACCCACUCAAAGGCAACAUGACCAAUCUGGCAUAUUUCAAUGUAAAAAAAAAAGCCUAAUAUAUUUGUAACUUUAAAAAACACCAUAAAACCUAUACAUGUGGAGUACUGUUAUACUCGGGAGACUUCGCUGAACACAAAUAUUAGUGUUUAAAAACAGUAAAACCUAUCACAACGAUUAUAUCAUCAGUGAAAGUGCCGUUGGCUUGUGAAAAAUUCAAAAACAUCACUUUCACUGACUAUCAUUGCUGUGAUAUGUUUUACUGUUUUGAAACCCUAAUAUUUGUGUUCAGCGAAGUCUACCGAGUAAAACCGUACCCCCCUUGUACAGGUUUUAGGUUGUCUUGGAAAGAUACAGGGUUAAAUAUAGUGCUAGCAAAUAAAAUGUUCUGGACUUUCGGUCUAGGUUGUCAGGCAGGUCCCCCAAAUUGCAAUCCAUAAAAUUACUUAAAGGGACACUAUCGUCACCAGAACAACUACAGCUUAUUGAAUUUGUUCUGGUGAGUAGAAUCAUUACCAUCAGGCUUUUUGCUGUAAACACGGUCUUUUCAGAGAAAAUGCAGUGUUUACAUUACAGCCUAGUGAUAACUUCACUGGCCACUCCUCAGAUGGCUGUUAGAGAUCCUUCAUGGGUCAUGGCUUCCUAAAAUGCAUCCAAACAUUCAGUGUGUCCUCUCUCUGCAUGCAGACAUUGAACUUUCCUCAUAGAGAUUCAUUGAUUCAAUUCAUCUCUAUGAGGAGAUGCUGAUUGGCCAGGGCUGUGUUUGAAUCAUGCUGGCUCUGCCCCUGAUCUGCCUCCUUGUCAAUCUCAGCCAAUCCUAUAGGGAAGCACUGUGAUUGGAUCAGGCUACCAUUGGAUGAUGUCAGCAGACUGCUUGUGUUUUUUUUUUUUUUUUGAGGCAAACAGCAUGCAGAAUUACAGCUUCUGGCUUGAAUACAGUAAGAUUUUCCUAUAUUUAUGUAGGCAUGAGGGCCCAGGGGGGCAAGAUGGUGGUGUUAACACUAUAGGGUCAGGAAUACAUGUUUGUGUUCCUGACCCUAUAGGGAUCCUUUAAUUAUGUAAAAAUAUUACAUAAAUAUGCAUGUAGAAUUUAAAUAUAUUUGAAGUCUACAUGUAUAUUUAUGAAAUUAUGUAUAUGGACACAUGUAUAUUUCAUAUUUGAAUUUAUAUAUAGUUUCAUUCUAAAUUUGUAUUUUAAGAUGAAUAUAUAUAUAUUUAUAUUCUCUCUCUCUCUCAAAAUUACAUAUAUAUCUUUUUUAUUUUUUUUAUUUUUUUUUUAUGUUUACAUUUUAUUUUUUUACAAUGUACAUGAGGGAGGGAAGGGGUUAAUUAUUAUUUUUAAAUUUUUUUUUUUAAAUGUUUUUCCUCACAGAGUGCCUCAACCCCUUGAGGCACAGGCAGAGCAUCGGAAGCUUGCCUGAUGGCUUCCGAUGCUCUGCACUACACUGCCAUGCGCCACGUGGAGCAACCCGAAAGUGAUUGCUUCGGGGGAGCGGCCUGGCAGUAAGAGAGGGUUUUGCACAAUGCCUCGACUUCGAAAAACUACAUCUAGCCCCCAUCUAGUGUUUACCGCAAAAAGCCUGAAGGGAAUGAUUCUACUCACCAGAACAAAUACAAUAAGCUUUAGUUGUUCUGGUAAGUGUAGUGUCCCUUUAAUCCAACACUAUGCAGUCUCCUCACUGCAGCUGCUCUUUCUCUUCAGAUGAUCACUUGUAUGAUCUCUGGUCCAUUCCAAUACUUUUCAUUGAGAAAAUACGGCACGUGUGGCAAUCUGCACACUUCACUAGUCAGUGUUUUGGUGGCAUGCUCCGCAUGAUGACACGUGCAGCACUCAGCGGAAUCAUGAAGUGCUUUUGGGGGCUUAAGAAUAUCUUAAAUGUUAAUGUGAACCUUAUAUGUUAAUUAAGUCACAAGAUCAGCAUCAUAAAGUCAAGCUAUCUUUGAGAAAGUGGCAAUCCCUCUGCUCUCACUGUAGGGCAAGAGACUGCUCAGAUCCACAUCUUAAAAAAAUUAAAUGUUGUAUCCAACUUGUGACUACUAGUAAUUUAUUACCACAUAUUACUCCCCACUUCUUCUCUUGUUUUACAACCCUAACUUCUGUGCAGUAUGUGGAUGAGUACAUAUCUCCCCCCCCCCCCUUAUAACCCCCGAAAUGCUUCUUGGCAUUCUAAAUAUCUGCCUUGACACCUUUUCACAGAUGUUUUAGCUCACUUAUUGGUAAACGGUAGAGGUUUUCUAAAAUGUGUGACUUGUAUAAGGCAGAUGUGUGGGCCGCAGACAUAUAUUUGUGGUAUUCCUGUGUGGAUUGUCGGUGUGUGUGUGAAGGUCAGCGUCUGUGUGUGAGAGAGAAUAUGCUUGCUUUUAGAGUGGAAUGUUUCAUUGAAUAUUGUUGGUAGGGAUUUGUGCUGAACAAUGUACUCCUCUUAAAACAAGUUUCUUAUAAAGUACACCAUUUUGUUUCUAAAAUUUUCUGUGCACUUCCUUUCUCUCCUCCAGCAACAUGUACACGACAACCGCAAGGACAGCCUUGAUGGAUUUGUGAAAACAUUUGAAAAGUUGCCAGCUACCGAUGGAAAUGCUGGGGUGUUUGCUCUGGACUGUGAAAUGGUUAGUUUUCUGGGUUACAUGUAAUUUGCAGGCUAGUUUCGACCAAUAACGUGCCUCUUCUUUGCAAAUGUGUGCAUCUGUACCGUUUUAAAUGGAUAGAAACCUAGAAUGUGACGGCAGAUAAGAACCAUUCGGCCCAUCUAGUCUGCACAAUUUUCUAAAUACUUUCAUUAGUCCCUGGCCUUAUCUUAUAGUUAGGAUAGCCUUAUGCCUAUCCCACGCAUGCUUAAACUCCUUUACUGUGUUUACCACUUCAGCUGGAAGGCUAUUCCAUGCAUCCACUACCCACUCAGUAAAGUAAUACUUCCUGAUAUUAUUUUGAAACCUUUGUCCCUUUAAUUUAAGACUGUCCUCUUGUUGUGGUAGUUUUUUUUCUUUUCUUCUUUUAAAUAUAGUCUCCUCCCUUACUGUGUUGAUUCCCUUUAUAUAUUUAAAUGUUUCUAUCAUAUCCAUAAUUCUAUUUUUGAUCUGUACCUUUCUAGUUGAGUAAACUUGAUAAUUGUUACAUCUCUUAUAUUCUGAUCUUUAUCCUCCCUAUAAAUAAUCUUAAUUUAUAUGGAAUGUAUCCUAUAUCAAUACAUAAAAACGAACUAAGUCAGGAGUUUGUUAGGGUAAGGUCAUGUCAUCCCUGGUUGUCAGGAGUCCUUAUAAAAGAUUAUCGUUAAAACUUAACAUUUAAUACUAUAUGCAAAAAAAAAAAAAAAUUAUUCAAACACCCAUCAUACCAAGACUGUCAAAACUUACAGAGUUUGACCAGUAGAGGACAGCAUCGUUCUGCUCCUUUUACCGAACAUAACUGUCAAAACUUCUAGAGCAUUAAGCUCUCAUUUUUCUCCAUUACGUUUUUCCUUUCGAUAUUUGUUUUCUUUGCAUGAAUCUUCAAUGGAUCUACUUUCCAAGAUGGAUUUUCUUAGCUGAUAUAUUAUUUCUUUAUAUCUGUUACUCUUCUGUUGUAGUUUAUGUGGAAACAUUUCAAUUCUGAUUUUAAUUCUGUAAAUAAAUGUGUAACCUGUCCCAAUAGUCCUCCAUUAAUGAGGGCAAAUAUUUACUAGACACGUGCAGACAUUUGUGUUGAGUAAUUUGUCGCAAAAAAUCCUGAAUUUCGCACCUAUCUAACAUUUACCUCUUCCUACUACAGUUUUUUUUUUUUGUAAAAAUAAAAACUUACUAAAUCUUGGGUAUGCUAUAGUAUCUUGUGCGUAUGAUUUAGUAGAUCUUGACCAUGAGUUUUCACGCAUGCACACAGUUUAAUUUGUGGGUAUGAUCUACUAAAUAGGCGCUUCCUAUUAGUAUCUACCUCUCUGCUGCUUUUGGAACCCAGCCCAACAUAAGGGUUGCCAGCCCCUGCCCCUCUCUGCUCUCUCCGUCCUCAUUCUGCUGUUUAUAAUGCAUUGAAUUACAAGGUUGGUGGGUGGGAGCGCCUGCAGCUCUCUGUUGCUAAAGUGGAAGAGCACAGGGAGAGUACAGCCCGUUGUGGCAGAAGGAAGCUAAUAGGAAGUACAAGCCCUGCUGCUCAGUGUUCAGGUCUCUUGUGUGCAUAAUUUAGUAAAUAAUGCCCAAAAGUUAACUAUAUUACAUAGAAACAUAGAAUGUGACGGCAGAUAAGAACCAUUCGGCCCAUCUAGUCUGCCCAAUUUUCUAAAUACUUUCAUUAGUCCCUAACCUUAUCUUAUAGUUAGGAUAGCCUUAUGCCUAUCCCACGCAUGCUUAAACUCCUUUACUGUGUUAACCUCUACCACUUCAGCUGGAAGGCUAUUCCAUGCAUCCACUACCCUCUCAGUAAAGUAAUACUUCCUGAUAUUAUUUUUAAACCUUUGCCCUCUAAUUUAAGACUAUGUCCUCUUGUUGUGGUAGUUUUUCUUCUUUUAAAUAUAGUCUCCUCCUUUACUGUGUUGAUUCCCUUUAUAUAUUUAAGUGUUUCUAUCAUAUCCCCCCUGUCUCGUCUUUCCUCCAAGCUAUACAUGUUAAGAUCCUUUAACCUUUCCUGGUAAGUUUUAUCCCGCAAUCCAUGAACCAGUUUAGUAGCCCUUCUCUGAACCCUCUCUAAGGUAUCAAUAUCCUUCUGAAGAUACGGUCUCCAGUGCUGUGUACAAUACUCCAAGUGAGGUCUCACCAGUGUUCUGUACAAUGGCAUGAGCACUUCCCUCUUUCUACUGCUAAUACCUCUCCCUAUACAACCAAGCAUUCUGCUAGCAUUUCCUGCUGCUCUAUUACAUUGUCUGCCUACCUUUAAGUCAUCAGAAAUAAUCACCCCUAAAUCCCUUUCCUCAUAUGUUGAGCUUAGGACUCUAUCAAAUAUUCUGUACUCUGCCCUUGGGUUUUUACGUCCAAGAUGCAUUAUCUUGCACUUAUCCACAUUAAAUGUCAGUUGCCACAAUUCUGACCAUUUUUCUAGUUUACCUAAAUCAUUUGUCAUUUGGCUUAUCCCUCCUGGAACAUCAACCCUGUUACAUAUCUUAGUAUCAUCAGCAAAAAGACAUACCUUACCAUCAAGACCUUCUGCAAUAUCACUAAUAAAAAUAUUAAAGAGAAUGGGUCCAAGUACAGAUCCCUGAGGUACCCCACUGGUGACAAGUCCAAGCUUCGAAUAUAUUCCAUUAACUACAACCCUCUGUUGCCUGUCACUCAGCCACUGUCUUACCCAUUCAACAAUAUUGGAAUCCAAACUUAAAGAUUGCAGUUUAUUGAUAAGCCUUCUAUGUGCAACAGUGUCAAAAGCCUUACUGAAAUCUAGGUAAGCAAUGUCUACUGCACCACCCUGGUCUAUAAUUUUAGUUACCCAAUCAAAAAAAUCAAUAAGAUUAGUUUGGCAUGAUCUCCCUGAAGUAAACCCAUGUUGUCUCUGAUCUUGAAAUCCAUGUGUUUUUAGAUGUUCAACAAUCCUAUCCUUUAACAUGGUUUCCAUCACUUUCCCCACUACUGAAGUAAGGCUUACUGGCCUAUAGUUGCCCGACUCCUCCCUAUUACCUUUCUUGUAAAUGGGCACAACAUUCGCUAACUUCCAAUCUUCUGGGACUACUCCUGUUAACAAUGAUUGGUUAAAUAAAUCUGUUAAUGGUUUUGCUAGUACACCACUAAGCUCUUUUAAUAGCUUUGGGUGUAUUCCAUCAGGUCCCAUUGACUUAUUUGUCUUUACUUUUGACAGUUGAAAUAGAACCUCUUCCUCUGUAAACUCACGUGUAAUAAAUGACUCAUUUAUCCUUUUUCUCAACUGAGGUCCCUUUCCUUCAUUUUCAUCUGUAAAUACAGAACAAAAAUAUUCAUUGAGGCAGUCAGCCUGACCUUUAUCCUCUUCUACAUACCUUCCUUCUUUUGUUUUUAAUCUAACUAAUCCUUGUUUUACUUUUCUUUUCUCAUUUAUGUAUCUAAAAAAUGUUUUAUCCCCCUUUUUUACUGACUGUGCUAUUUUCUCUUCUGUGUGUGAUUUGGAAGCUCUUAUAACUUGCUUAGCCUCUUUCUGCCUAAUCUUAUAGAUCAUUUUGUCUUCCUCACUCUGGUUUUUUUUAUAAUUCCUAAAUGCUAACUUUUUGUUUUUAACUAUUUUGGCCACAUCUGCGGAGUACCACAGUGGUUUCUUGAAUUUUUUGCUUUUACUGACAAGCCUAAUGCAAUUUUCUGUUGCCUUCAAUAGUGCAACUUUUAAAUAAUCCCAUUUCUCUUGGACUCCAUUUAAAUUGCUCCAGUCUGAUAAUGACUCCUCUACCCAUAUUCUAAUUUUAGAAAAGUCUGUUUUUCUAAAGUCUAAAACUUUUGUUUUUGUGUGGUGUGACUCAGUCACUGUUCUUAUAUUAAACCACACUGACUGAUGAUCACUGGAUCCUAAACUUUCACCUACAGUAAUAUCUGAUACCAAAUCUCCAUUUGUUAACACUAAAUCUAGUAUGGCCUCUUUUCGAGUUGGCUCCUCAACAACUUGUUUUAGAGACAAUCCCAGUAGGGAGUUUAGAAUAUGUGUGCUCCUGGCACAAGUAGCUAAUUUUGUUUUCCAAUUUACAUCAGGAAGAUUAAAGUCACCCAUGAUGAUAACUUCCCCUUCAUUGUCAUUUUAGCUAUUUCCUCAACUAGUAGAUUAUCUAACUCUUCAAUUUGUCCUGGGGGCCUAUAAAUCACACCUACACGAGUUACUGUGUGAUUACCAAAUUCUAACGUAGCCCAAACGGACUCUAUGUUUGCCUCACUAACUUUUAUUAGGCUAGAUUUUAUGCUAUCCUUCACAUACAAGGCCACCCCUCCCCCUUUCUUGCCUUCCCUAUCUUUCCUAUAUAAAGAGUACCCUGGUAUUGCUAUGUCCCAGUCAUUUUUCUCAUUGUACCAUGUCUCAGUAACAGCGACUAAAUCUACACUAUCAGUUGCCAUUAUUGCCACAAGUUCAUGGAUCUUAUUCCCUAAACUGCGAGCAUUUGUAGACAUGACUCUAAGCUUAUCAUUUUUUAACACACUUGCUACAGGCACCUUCUGUCCUUGUUUUGGGGACAAUUGGAUUGAUGUUUUAUCACCCUUUUGCCCCCCCCUCCUAGUUUAAAUACAUCCUAGCAAAACCUCUGAACUGCUCACUGAGAACAUUUGUUCCCUUUUGAGAAAGAUGCAAACCAUCUUUUUUGUACAGCUUAUUUCCAUUCCAAACAGAGCUACCAUGAGAAAUAAAGCCAAAUCCUUGCUCCCGACACCAUUCACCAAGCCACAAAUUAAAGUCCCUAAUACGCAUCCGCCUGUCGUUCUGAGUGUUAUGCACAGGCAGAACUUCAGAGAAUGACAGUGUGGAAGCAACCUGCCGUAUAUCAUUGGCAAAAACACUAAAAACUUCCUUAACCUCUGAAACCUCAUUGCAAGCCAAGUCAUUUGUCCCUAGAUGGACAAGUACAUCCAAUUCCCCUUCCUGCUUUGCUUGCUUAACAAUAUUACAGAUACGUCUCCUGUCUCUGUGAGCAGUAGCUCCGGGAAGACACCUCACAAGACCACCAUUGUCCAUCUCCACACCUCUUAUGAUGGAAUCCCCCAACAACAACUGCUUUCUAUUAGGCCUCACCAUAGUCUCCAAGCCGGUCUCCACAACACCACUAGCCUCAGUGCCUCUCUCCACAACACCAUUACACUCUGAAAGUGCAGAAAAUGAAUUCUGAAGAGCAACAGACUGUGCAAAAUGCCUUUUAUCCACAACUCUAAGUCUACCAGAUCCUACAGUAAUCCAUCUGCCUUUCCUAGUAUGUCUCUGCGGCAGUGGCUUUGCAGCAGUUCCAGUCUGAGUUUCUUCACCAGAUAAUUUACAAAUCUCAGACUUCAAAAAUACAAUCUCCUGCCGCAAGAUAGAGAACUGUCUACAGAUUAGACAACAACCAAACCUCCAAAAAGUGGAACGUGAAACAAAUGCAUAGCAAUUGUUACACUGAACUAAGCCUGCCAUUCCAAUUAGGAGAAUAAUUUAAAUCUAACAAAUCUUAAUUUUGUAUUUAUCCUCUUGAAUACCUCAGAUUACCUCCAGUUUCUCUCCAGAAUAUCUCCAACUACACACUUAGAAACAGCACUUAGAAGUAGCACCAAGCUAUAUUAUACAAGCUAAUGACACCAAGCCUUAUAGAACUCCUAAAAUCACCACCCACUAGGAAUGUUUAACACCUGGGUAGGCCUCUGCUUAUUUGCAAACAAGUUCAUGUGCACACGCGAACUCUCAUAGGCAUGAUCUACUAAAUUGUGCACAUGAUUUAAACAAAACAUUCACCCUGUCACCUCCUAAACACUCUAGUUACCUCACCCGAAUCUACCUCUUCUUUCUGCAGUACACUCACUAAGCUAAUAUUGAAGGUUAUUUUUAUUCCUUACACCAGUGCCCAUUGCAUAGCUUGACUUACAUUUUAUGUUCUUUUCAUGUAGAAGUAGACUGUUGGAAUCCAUGAACAUUUUAUGGCUAUUACAGAACAUAUUUACAAUAAAAGAAGAUUGCUAACCAUCCUGACAGUAUUGGGUAGACCAUUUUGUAUCUUUGACAUUGAAUAGUAUUAUGAUUGAAAGAAGUCUGUGCUUAAUUAUUUUACAUACAGUUUGUUGGCAGGGGCAUUUACUUAAUGAUUAGAGUUUUGAAUUCUAAAAACUAAUCCAUUAUUUUGUCUUGUUUUCAGUGUUACACCACACAUGGAUUGGAACUAACACGUGUCACGGUGAUUAAUUCAGAGCGUAAGGUUGUGUAUGACACUUUUGUGCUGCCAGACAACAGAAUUGUGGACUAUAACACCAGGUAAAUGUUAGAAUAAAAUAGGUGAAAACGUGUUUGCUAUGUUCUCAAGCCACACUCACACCGUAUACAGUAGAUAAAUAAUUGCUGGAUAGACUGUCAUUACCAUAGUAAUUAUAAUACAAAGAAUGUUGUGUGAAGUUCAAGACAAAGAAAUGGAGUCCCUUGGUGCUAUCCUUCCAUGCCACAUUAAACCAUUUAAAUGUUUGAAUACUAAAUAAGAGUCCCCCGCAACCUAUCCUCUCUAUGCUGCUUGGGUUAAUGAGGAAGCAUUAGCCUGAGCAGCAAUGCAUGGCUGGGAUGGGUUAAUACGGUUAGGUGACACUGUCAGCCAAUCACAGUGCCAUUGCAGGUAUGAAUGGGUAUGGCUACAUACAAGUGUGUAAUGCCUGCUUUAGCCACAUCUCCACUGGAGUCGGGGCUAUGGAAACCCAGGGACCAUCAAACUGAUUGAAAAUAGUUUAACGCUGAAUUGAAGCACAGUACCAGUAAGUGUACAAUAACUAAUACCGUAAGAUUAAAUUAUUUAGAAGUGUGGUCAAUUUAGCUGCAAUCUGAUCAGAAUUCUCCAAAUGUGUAUGACACCCCUUUUAAGAAGCAAAUCACAUGAUGAUCAACAUUGGAAAGUUGAAUGUUGGCAAAGGGCUAUCUAUACAGGAGUUAUAUUUUAGAAGCUUCCAGGCAUCUGACAUUUCUAGUCUAGGUAGAACAAUAAAAUUUAAUUUUAAUUUUUUUUUUUUUUUUUUAAGGCAUGGUAACUUAUUUAAUUCUAGUGGUUUGUCAUAUUUCUUUCUGUGUUGCUUUGGAGUUUGGUUAAUGUUAUGUUUUCUGCUGGGAGACUGCCUGUUUAGUGCCAGCAUUGAGGCGAAUGCCGUUAUUGCACUUGACGUCCAUACUUGUGUUCUCUUUGUCAUUUAGGUUUUCUGGUGUGACAGAAGAUGAUAUGCAGAAUACUACGAUCACUCUGCGAGAUGUUCAGGCUGUUCUCCUUUCUAUGUUCAGUUCUGAUACAAUUUUGAUUGGACACAGCUUGGAAAGCGACUUUUUUGCAUUAAAGGUAGGAUGCCUUGCUCUUUUAUUAUAAUAUAUAUAUAUAUAUAAAAAAAUUUUUAUUUUUUUUUGUACUCUAUGCAACCUCUUGUGGUAUAACUUCACAGCAAGACAAAUAUAUAUACACUGAUCAAAAAAAUAAAGGGAACACAAAAAUAACACAUCCUAGAUCUAAAUGAAUUAAAUUUUCUUCUAAAAAUACUUUUGUUCUUUACAUAGUUGAAUGUGCUGACAACAAAAUCACACAAAAAUUAAAAAAUGGAAAUCAAAUUUUGUGGAAAAACACACUACAGGCUGAUCCAACUUUUAUGUAAUGUCCUUAAAACAAGUCAAAAUGAGGCUCAGUAGUGUGUGGCCUCCACGUGCCUGUAUGACCUCCCUACAACGCCUGUGCUUGCUCCUGAUGAGGUGGCGGAUGGUCUCCUGAGGGAUCUCCUCCCAUACCUGGACUAAAGCAUCUGCCAACUCCUGGACAGUCUGUGGUGCAACGUGACAUUGGUGGAUGGAGCAAGACAUGAUGUGCUCUAUUGGAUUAAGGUCUGGGGAAUGGGCGGGCCAGUCCAUCACAUCAAUGCCUUCAUCUUGCAGGAACUUCUGACACACUCCAGCCACAUGAGGUCUAGCAUUGUCUUGCAUUAGAAGGAACCCAGUGCCAACCGCACCAGCAUAUGGUAUCACAAGGGGUCUGAGGAUCUCAUCUCGGUACCUAAUGGCAGUCUGGUGAGCACAUGGCUGUGCGGCCCCCCAAAGAAAUGCCACCCCACACCAUUACUGACCCACUGUCAAACCGGUCAUGCUGGAGGAUGUUGCAGGCAGCAGAACGUUCUCCAUGGCGUCUCCAGACUCUCACGUCUGUCACGUGCUCAGUGUGAACCUGCUUUCAUCUGUAAAGAGCACAGGGCACCAGUGUCGAAUUUGCCAAUCUUGGUGUUCUCUGGCAAAUGCCAAACGUCCUGCAUGGUGUUGGGCUGUAAGCACAACCCCCACCUGUGGAUGUCGGGCCCUCAUACCAACCUGAUGGAGUCUGUUUCUGACCGUUUGAGCAGACACAUGCACAUUUGUGGCCUGCUGUAGGUCAUUUUGCAGGGCUCUGGCAGUGAUCCUCCUGUUCCUCCUUGCACAAAGGCGGAGGUAGCGGUCCUGUUGCUGCGUUGUUGCCCUCCUACGGCCUCCUCCAUGUCUCCUGCUGUACUGGCCUGUCUACUGGUAGCGCCUCCAUGCUCUGGACACUAUGCUGACAGACACUGCAAACCACCUUGCCACAGCUCGUAUUGAUGUGCUAUCCUGGAUGAGCUGCACUACCUGAGCCACUUGUGUGGGUUGUAGACUCAGUCUCAUGCUACCACUAGAGUGAAAGCACCACCAGCAUUCAAAAGUGACUAAAACAUCAGCCAGGAAGAAUAGGAACUGAGAAGUGGUCUGUAGUCGCCAUCUGCACAACCACUCCUUUAUUGGGGGUGUCUUGCUAAUUGCCUAUAAUUUCCACCUGUUGUCUAUCCCAUUUGCACAACAGCAUGUGAAAUCGAUAGUCACUCAGUGUUGCUUCCUAAGUGGACAGUUUGAUUUCACAGAAGUGUGAUUGACUUGGAGUUACAUUGUGUUGUUUAAGUGUUCCCUUUAUAUUUUUGAGCAGUGUAUUUAGAAAAUCCAAUAUAUAAAUAUGUUUGAAACCACAAUCUAGAUCUUUUUGUAUAUUAUUUAAUUAUUUUACGUACAUUGAGGUUUGGGUUAAAUUCAUAUCACAGCAGCCAAAGAGCUUUGCAUUAGCAUAAGAGUUGAUUUGACAUAUUGUCAUUAAAAGUACCUCUCCAUAUUGCAAUAUGUGAAAACUGAUUGGCAGUUGGGUUAUUAAAGGAGCCACGCUGGCACCAUUAUCUAUGCUUCAUUCACUCAUUGUUUUCAUAAUGUAGUGAUAUGCAAAACACCCUGCAGCUAUAAACCUAUCAAUUCACCCAGAUGUCCCAGGGGAAGGCUUAUGCUUCCCCAUCCCAGUACAUGUGUGGGAUGCUACAUCUAGGUGCAAGCUAUUAAAGUCUCUGCCUACUCAAACACAGUCCUGCACAGCUUACUGUGAAUGAGGAAUGGUAAUACGUAUGAACAGUUGUACUGUUGCAUUUAUAGCCUUAUUCACAAACCUGUGAAGGGAAUGGUCAAUAAGGAUUUGCACACCUCAUCAGAUGAACAAAACUCAACGAAGUACAUCUUUGAUUUGUAACAGUUACAUAGCUGAAAAGAGACUUGCGCCCAUCAAGUUCAGCCUUCCUCACAGGAUUCCGCAGUGCCAGGAAAAUGGGUUUGUUUUCAUGGCCCUUUAAACUAUAUUCCCAAUGAAUACAUACAUGAAAAUAUGCAUGUAUGUAUUCAUUGGGAGUAUAUCUACUAAACUGUGUUUUUGUUUUGGUGGGGUUGGAUGUGUGGAGUGGCCCUUUAAGGCUUUCCUAUGUACACAUCCUUAUGCCAGAACAUAUUUUAUUCAGAAUCUUUCCUUCUACUUUUAGUUCUUUUGUCUUGCAUCAAUAAACUUGAUCUCCAGCGAUUUUAAAUCUUGGGUAGUCCCCAGGUACAGCUUGUAUAUACUAACAGGUGGAAACACCUACUCCUUGUUAGCUUGACCACGGAAAUGCCCAAGAGGCAACCAAAAAUUGCAAACACACAGACAGUGGUAAGAAAUCUCUGGUGGGAAUACAUGCAAAACUGACAGAUGCUGCAAUGCCUGCCUGAGAUCCCUUAUGACUACAUGCUUGCUGUUGAAAAGAAAUAAACAUUGCUCAUUGAAACCACAAACAAAACUUAUGAUACUUUUUGAAAAGACGGUGUUGAACCAUGAAAUUUGAGUUAGAAGCCCAACUACAACAUAUUCCGUUGGGGUGUUUCUGCCUGGUACUGGAUACACUAGCACCAUGUUAUGUGAUACCUAAAAGAGUGAUUUGGGAGAACCUAAAGGGACAAUCCACUGCCCAAACACAAAAUACAUUUUAAAAAAUCACUGUUUAGUAGAUAUACCCCAAAUGGUAACAUGCAAGCAUUUAAUUAUAUCGUUUUUAAUUAGGGUUAUAUCUAAAAACCUCUUGCAGAACCUGUAUUUUUUUUGAAGCCCUCCCCUUCUAACCCUGCCUAGACUUACUGUGGCUGUCCAAUCACAGACUUCUCAAGGCAGGUGCUCUGGGCAAUUGCUGCCUCUUGAGUUAAUUUCUACUGGGCUAAACAAAUCAGGAAGUAACAGAACCUGUAGUCUGCUUGAAAGUCAGGGGGAUGUAACCAAGUUAAUUUAUUAAUGUAAAUUUCUAUUAAAAUUUGCACUUUUUGCAAAAUGGGGGGGGAUAUAAGGACACAGUCUUCACAUAUAAAGCUGGUCAGCAAGCGAAAGUACUUUCGGGGUUGGAGUGUCCCUUUAAGAUGUCAUAGAUUGCUAACCAAUGUGUGCAAUAUGUCCCCAGAAAGCUUACAGAUGUUUCAUACAACACUCCAACCUCUAAAGCAGGGGUGCCCUGAUGUUUUAAAACUACAGCUUCCAUGAUGCUUUGUCACGCUAAAGGUAUGCAAAGCAUCAUGGGAGUUGAAGUUCUACAAUAUUUGGGGAUCUACCUUUUUGGCACCACUGCUCUAAAGCAACUAGCUGAAGUAUUCAAGGGGUUAAUUGCAUGCCAGAACUUGGUGUGUUUUUUUUUGUUUUGUUUUUUAAAUAAAUCCUUAGUUGCGCCUCUCGGCUAUUAUCCUAGAGGGUUUAUUCCCUUACCCAUUUUGAACAAUAUAUCAAAGCUGACGUGGGUGCUUGUCAUAGAGAAGCACUAGUUUUGACGCUUUUCUUUAAGAAGUAUAGUUGUUGGAUCUCUGCAGUUACUCUGCAUACAUCCCAAUGCCAAUGAGAUUGUGUGUGGGAAGCUGUAUUUUUGCAUUGUCUGUCCAUCCUCCCCACAUGUUGCAGAUCAUUGUAAACUCUUCCAGUCUUUCAAUGCAAAGUAACAUAAAGGUUGUAUAUGAAUACAAAUGCAUAGAUACAUAUAUGUUCUAUAGGUGUGAUUUUUAUUUAUUUAUUUAAAGGCAAAAAUACUAAUAUUUUGAGUGUUAAUUAAGGAACUCCAGCAAAGAAACUGGCUGCUGUACAACUGUCUGUUUAGUAUGUAAUUUGUAUGAGAGGCACAGCUUCAGCCUUUUGUUUUCUGCAUUUAGAUGACCUAGAGUAGCAGGGAAUCUAACAUUCGCUAAAAUGAUCAUUAUUUCCUGGGGAGAUUUUGCUCCAUUUUUAUUAAGCACCAAAACUGCUUUGUGUCACUCCUUUGGUCACAUUUCAGAAAUAAUUUAAAUAAAUGAAUGAUAUGGCUGUUACUAGACUAAGCUCCCUGAGUAGUCUAGCCUAUUAUAUUAGACCAGGUGUAUACUACCUAGUCCUCAGGUUUCAUACAACUUUUAAUUAGAAUUGCAUUAGGACAUUAUCCUGUGUCAGGUGGUCACGUUUGCUAUAAGGUGAUCAAGUCAACUUGAUCAAUAAUGUUUCUGGUGGACCAGCAUUUUGUUUCAAUUUGCACUAAUGUGCUCUAGUGACGGCUGAGCAGAAAAAGGGUUUGUCUAUGGAGGCAUCAAAAAAACAGAGAUGAACAGCUUUGAUGAAAAGUACCCUCAACCUAUCCCUAAGAAAUAUUACUCCAAAUCAUUGCUAUAACAUGCAGGGAAAACUUUAAAUGCUUCAACAGCCAGCCAGCAUUCCUUGUAAAUAGGCUAUUUUAUAGGGGGGUGGGGGGAGAGAUCACAAGUAGAGCUGUGAAAAACAGAAUAUAAAGGGUAAGGUUCACUGUUUCACUACUUUUAGUAAACAUUAGGAUUAUUCACGAAGCGAGAAUUCAAAAUGAAUUUCAAAUUUGAGGCCAAUGUCUCCAUACUGGAAGCAUAGCUGACUUAGAGAAUGUUUUUAAUUUGUCCAUUUUUACCUUAAAUUUGAAUUUCACAACAAAUUCACUUUGAAUUCUCUCUUUAGCGAAUAACCUGGUCUAUGAACCAUCUUUGUUCCAGAAAGCAUGAAUGUCAAUGUUUGCAAAAAAAGUAAACCAAGUAUACUCUUCCUAUUAGUAAUUAAAUAAUACUCCACAAUUAUAAUCUGCCCUUUGCUACUUCUUUACUGAUGUUUUGUGUGUAUUUUUUAUUUGUUUGUGUUUUUCCCUGUCCUACUGUACAGCUUAUCCAUCCAACAGUUGUGGACACUGCCAUAGUCUUCCCUCACCGUUUGGGCCUACCGUACAAGCGAGCUUUGCGUUCAUUAAUGGCUGAUCACUUGAAACGAAUUAUCCAGGACAGUGGUAAGAAUGGGAAUAGUUUUUCACUUUUACAAAGUUAUAUGAACCAAAGCUAGAUGAGAGUAUGCAAAAGGCAUACAAUUAGCAUUUUGCAAAGUACCUACCAUAUAUACUCCAGUAUAAGUCUAGUUUUUCAGCACAUUAUUUGUGCUGAAAAACCCCCACUCGACUUAUACUCGAGUCAGUGUCUGUAUUAUGGCAACUUACAUUGUCAUAAUACAGACCAGGACCGCCAGGCUCAUUACAAACCCGGCAGUCCUGUUGGGGGCUGGCAGAGAGCUGUUACUUACCUUUCCUGCAGCUCCUGUCAGCUCCCUUCUCCUGCGCUCCGGUCAGCUCCCUUCUCCUCCACUGUAAGACUCGCGGUGUGACUGCCGCGCGGAGCGUUGCCACGGUAAACCGUGGCAAUGCUCUGACCCCGUGGCUCUCGCGAGACUUACAGUGGAGCUGACCGGACCAGAGGAGAAGGGAGCUGCAGGAAAGGUAAGUAACAGCUCUCUGCCAGCCCCCCUCCUACACAGCCCAUCCACUGGACCACCAGGGAAUGAGAGCCCCCCUCCCUGGCCAGCUAACAAGCAGGGAGGGGGGACGAAAAUAAAAUUAAAUAAAAAAAAAAAAAUUCAAUAAAAAAAUUAAAUAUUAAAAUUAAAAAAAGUAAAUAAUACUAAAAUAAAUUAAAAUAUUAAAAUUAAAAAAAAUUACAAAUAAUAAAAUGCCCACCCCCACCCAGUUCACACACUCACACAAACACACACUCAUACAAACACAGGCUCUGCAUUAUAUACACACACUCAUACAAAAACACACACACACUCUGCAUUCACACAAACACACACACUCUGCAUUAUAUAAUGCAGAGUGUGUGUUUGUAUGAGUGUGUUCAUAUAUAAUGCAGUGUGUUUGUAUGAGUGUGUGCGUAUAAUGCAGAUUGUUUGUGUGUGUGUGUGUGUGUGUGUGUAUGUGUGUGUGUAUGUGUGUGUGUAUGAGUGUGUGUAUGAGUGUGUGUAUGAGUGUGUGUAUGAGUGUGUGUAUGAGUGUGUAUGUGUGUGUGUGUAAUGCAGAGUGUGUGUGUGUAUGUAAUGCGGUGUGUGUGUAAUGCGGUGUGUGUGUGUGUGUGUGUGUGUGUGUGUGUGUGUGUGUGUGUAAUGCAGUGUGUGUGUGUGUGUGUAAUGCAGUGUGUGUGUGUGUGUGUGUAAUGGUGUGUGUGUGUGUGUAAUGCAGUGUGUGUGUGUGUGUGUGUGUGUGUAAUGCAGUGUGUGUGUGUGUGUAAUGCAGUGUGUGUGUGUGUGUGUGUGUAAUGCAGGCAGUGUGUGUGUGUGUAAUGCAGUGUGUAUGUGUGUAUAAUGCAGAGUGUUUUUGUGUGUGUAUAUAAUUAUAAAAAUCACAGAAUUUCAUAGCCCCAAGUUUUACCCUCGACUUAUCCACGUGGCAUAGCAUAUUUCACAAUUGUUGGUCACAAAACUGCACUCGACUUGUACAUGAGAUCGACUUAUACACGAGUAUAUACGGUAUAUGCAUUUACAGAUUAAUCCCUUCACUACCAAACACUUUUUGAUUGAAGAAACAUUAGCAUAACCUUUAAUUCGAAGCAAGGGAUGCAUAGCUAGCAUAUAAACCAUAAUGCAGCAACUUUGCGUAUAGGUUAUUUGGCAGACCUGGCAUAAAAAUAAAAAAUAUGGUAAUUUACUAAAUUUGUAUUUUUUACUUAUUUGUUCACCUUUUAUAAAAAUAUUAGGGAAAUGAAAAGCUUUAUACCGUAUACAGUGUCUAGCAAUAUUUCAUAGUCUGAAAUUUUACUAUAAAACAAAAAUGCUAUUUUUCUCACAUACAGUAGGUGUGACAAAAAUAUAUAAAUAAAAAGGUAAAAAAACCUAGCCUGCAGGUAUUUGUAAGACCAUGAAAAUAUUACUAGUAGUGUUUCUUACAAAAAAUUGCAACAGGAUGUAAAAAAUGUCUUUGGGCACAAUUCCCGCGUACAGUUAAAUCCUAUAUUUUAAAAAAUAAAAGGUAUCUUUAGCAAUCUCUGAACAGCUAAUGUAAUGCUGACAGUGAAAUGGUAGUCAAUUCACUCCUUCCCACACCCUGACUGUAAGAAUGCUACCACCUGGGGUUGAAAUAUUUUCAGCUACUUUACAUUCACUAUAUCGGGGCUAGCAGCUUCUUGUGAAGAUAUUGUGUCCUCUACAGGCUUGUAAUCAGAACUAGAGUAAUGAGGGUGAGUGAGGCUUUAUGGACUAGAUUUUAUACUGCAAAGUACAUAAAUAUUAAAAUGUUUAUAAUAAACACUUUAUCCUGCGUCUGGACGUCUCCAUCCUGGCUCCUUGUUAGUUGUUAUAAGCUCUGUCCAUUCCUUCUGACAGUCAGAAUAGAUAAAGCAAACCGAGAAAAGAAGAAUUGAAGUACUGGGAGGAGAAUAAGUGUUUCAAAAAUGUAAAAGAGGAGGAGUCACAAUGUCUCACACUUUUAGAGACUUUUUUUUUUUUUUUUAAGUAACCAAACACUUUGAUUUGUGCACAUUCCUUGAGGUAUUCUGGUAGUGUGUGUAUAAUCCUUAGUAUAGCUGAUUUGGAAAGGUGAAUUGAUAAUUUAAAAUGCUGCAUUGAAGAAUUAAGCUAAGCUUAAUUUAGACACUCUUUAGCCAUUUGUAGUGGUUAUGGUGCCAGCAGACUACUUGCACCAUCCCUAGUUCUGUUAUAGUUUGCUAUUAAAAGGUUUAAUACAUGGUAUGUCAGCUGGUGCUCCAACGCCAUCCAGUUUAGAUAAAAACUGAAAUUGCUAGCUAUCCCAGUACUCCUGCCACCAUAAUCACUAGAACUGGCUGUGGAAUAUCCAUCUAAGUUCAGUGAAAAUAUUUCAUCACAUAGUUUUGGCAGUUUAUUUAUUACAAACCAUUAGUAGAGAUGUAUUGAUUUUUUUUUUUUUUUUUUUUUUUUUUUUUUUUUUUUUUUUUUUUUAGAAUAUAGCAAAGAAAGUUACUGGCUGGUGUGUGAUGUGUUUUAAAUUUUUUUUUAAGUAAUAUUACCAUUUCAAUCCCUUUCUGAGAUUGUUCUCUGUAUUCCAGUGGAGGGUCACGACUCGAGUGAAGAUGCCUGCUCUUGCAUGGAACUAAUGAUAUGGAAGAUAAAAGAAGAUGCCAAAGUGAAGCGGUGACCCAGCAUUCUCAAACCAUUAGAGACUUUUCUCCUGAAAGAGGGAGGAUUGCAUUCCUUUCAAACUGGACAGAGUUUCAACACAUGCAGUAUAUUGGUUUCAUGACAGUGUUUUGCUCAGGGUCAUCGUCCCAUACCUUCAAUUUACUGCUAAGAGGGAAAAUCAUUUCACAAUGCAAUUAUACUUGUUUCUCCUUUAAACCAAACGUGAGUGGGAAGUAUGAGAAAGAUGUGUGAUUCGCCCUCCUUUCUCCUCCCCUUCUAGAAAGCAAUAUGUAGGGAAAACAAAGCUAUGACACCUUAAGCCUUAAUUUGGAAAACUAAAAUCAUGGUAAAACAAAUUUGUGUUUGUGUUAGGUAAAAUAUGAUUUAGCCCACUAGCACUGGAGCAGAAAGCCAACAUAUGGCAGUCAUUAGUGUUAAACACCACCUUAUAAGACACCUUUUUUCUAUUUUUGUUUGUAUAUUAUUUAUUUGUAUAUUACACUUUUUUAUAUGGUCCCAGCACCAUAGUGCACCUUAGUUUAGCAUACUAAAUAAUAGAAAAGGUUUAAACCACCUUUCUAUCCCUACCCCCUUUAUCUGCCUGUGGAUUCAGUAUCAAUUGGUUGUUGGCAAGUAAUGGCCUGUUGUGAUGUUCUUUGCUGCACCAAUGUAGUAGUAUCAUUGCCUGGGCACAUAACUUUCCACUUUUGGUACCUAUCACAUUCAUGCCAUCCAAUUUGCCUUAUUUCUGAUUGUGUCUCUUCCUCCAUUCUCAGCUUGGCAUAAGUUUCCACUUUUAACCUCCUUGUUGUAAAAUAAUGGCAUUGAGAUAAAAGUGGACCCACCCGGUCUACAUCCAGUAGUACUAACGUACACUUAACUGUUGUUUCCAGAUAGGUUGAAUUGGAAAGAUUGCAGCUGUAAGAACGUGUGUGUGUGUGUGUGUGUGUGUGUGUCUCACUGCAAAAGUGUCAAUCUCUUGUGUCGCUGGUUCAACGAUAAAGGUGGCUUUUUAUUGUCUGCUGCAGAGGGAACAUUGCAACAGUAAUUAAAAUAAUUUGUAAAAAUUGUUUUGUAACUAUUUAACAAGUGUUUUUUUGUUAUUUUUGAAUAAUAGCUGCUCUGUAAAAUACACCACCGUCAAGAUAAAGAAAAUCAAUUUUGUUAAUAAUAAAGUGAAACAUUCUAGUUUUGUCAUUCGGCAUACAUGUUUUUCGACAUUUGCCUCUCUCUGUUUAGAGAAUGUCCUUCUUAGGGCACCCAUGGCUAAUCUUGGUUCCGCCACUUAUCUCUAAGCAUCAAGGGUAAUGCAUUGCCAGGGUUGAAUAAGUAUGCCUUGUCUUCAAUUCACUUCUGCUUUACUCAUUCGUUCUUGGAUGCCCUUUAGUUUUUCGAUCAAAUCUCCUAUGGACUCCUAUUUGAACAGUGCUAUACUUUAGCACUCCAAGGUUAAGAUAUGUUAAACUUGUGAUGCAUCUCUAACAUAAACUUUUAGUAUGACUAUAUGGCAUUAAUAAAUGAUGAUGAUAACCUCAUAUUGCCAGAUACUAUACAAAGACUAUUAUUUCACAACAGAUGUCAAAGUGUCUACUAAUACUACCAAGUAUUCUUCUACAUAGACACUCACUCCUUAUAACUGUAUAAUACAGCUGACAUGCUCACCCCUUUACAAUGAAUUUAACUGAGCACCGCUGGAGUAUUCAGAAAAAUGUCAAAUUAAUACAGUGUAAUAGGUUAGAAAAUAGACAAGUUGAUAAUUUUUAUUGUACAAAAACUGACGCUUUUUUUUUUUUUGUAUUUUUUUUUUUAAAU
Pelobates cultripes (western spadefoot toad) is the source of this 48532-nucleotide messenger RNA. Lineage: Eukaryota; Metazoa; Chordata; Amphibia; Anura; Pelobatidae. The record is from the annotation of a GenBank genome assembly.